Molecule: messenger RNA, 69015 nt
Organism: Podarcis lilfordi (Lilford's wall lizard)
Lineage: Eukaryota; Metazoa; Chordata; Lepidosauria; Squamata; Lacertidae
Source: the annotation of a GenBank genome assembly
AUGGUGGUGAAACAGAUGCCUCAAUGGGAAAUCCACAGGCAGGACCUGAGCUCAACAGCAGCAAGUCUCCCCAUCUGUGAGUCCCAGAAACAGUCUGGUGCCUCACUGUCGCUCAUGGCUCUCUGCACCUCUGGAGAGAUACAAUGGUGGACUUUUCUCGCAGAAGACCUCUUCUUCAGACUAUUGCUGUACUCUUCCUUGGGUAAGGACUUCACUGCUUUCUCUCUCAAAAACAAAACAAAAACAAAAAUAAAGAAACCCCACCUAAAUGCAUGGAGGGGCACUGUGAGUUUGAUUUGUCAUGAAGGGGAAAAUUAUUGGCAAUAUUGGUUACUAGCACUCAGGGUCUCCUCUCCCCUGCUGGAACCUCCCCCUGGCUUCAAAGGAAUCUCCAACAGAACGCUUUUGAGAGUUUAAUCGUGUGUGUAUUAUUUGUUACUGAGCUGAACUUGGGGGGGACAAUCUGCGUGUAUGAUGAUGAAGGUGUGCAGUGGAGCGAAAUAAAAGCACAGGAUAUGAUGACUGCAAGUCGACCUCGUCUCUAGGGCAGAAAUGUUUUCCUGCAGGAUUUUGUCAGUCAUUAACUAAUACAAAAUAAAUGUCAGUUAAGAGCAAGCAGUGAAUUAGAGGAGCCAACCAAUGAGCAGGAAAAGGCGACUGGGGAUCUUGGUGGAACAGAGUCAGUUGCUUCUCUGAACUCUGUAUGAACUUAUCUUGGUUUCACGAAAAAUUGUGCAUAAUUAUUUUUCGUGAAACCACAUGCACGUGGUUUUUAUAUUGCUGCUUAGAAUAAUUUUUCACUGGGUUAGAGCUUUCUGUGUUGAGUUUUCAACAGACAUUUUGCACAGCUCUGAUUCUGCCUUGAGACUUUAUUACAACCAAGCAGUAUACAAAUCUUGUUAACUGAAAUAAAUGAACUUUUGUUCCUUGUGUAGGGAAAUUCUACUUCUUUUCAGAAUUUUUCCUUGUGACAAUUACACAGAGCCCAAUGUUCCCCAAAAUAUGACAAAGGGACAGCUUUGAAAAGAUUUAAGUGUUUAAUGGAUUGCUUUAUUUACAGAUGAAGUUCAGACCUCACGUUAUUUUAUUUUAAUCACCCAGACCAAUCUUCUCUCUGAGUUUUUCUUCAUCCCAGUUCCUGGACACCAGAUAGAUGCCUAUUGCUGGAGAACAAAGAGCACUUGAUUUUUGGAAUGUAACUUUGUUUUUUUGUUUUUUAAAAUGAUGUUUAUUGAGAAUUUUAAAGUUACAAAGAAAAAAGAAAGAAAAGACAAGAGAAGGAGAAAAAGAAAGAAAGAAGUAGAUAAACAUAACAAUUAAACAAUACAGAUCAAUAAAAACCAAAGUCAAAAAAAUAAUAUAACAAAACACACAAUACAUCUAAAUCAAAAAACAAAAAUAAACAAACAAUUAAAAAACAAGUCUAAUAUUCCCAAAUCCUUAACUUUCAUUAACUUAUUUCAACGACCUCCUCACACCUCCCUUUUUUGUAUUCUAGUUGUUAAUUAUCUCAGCAAAUCCUUUUCAUCUUUCACAAUAUUCUGUCAUUUAAAUCACCUUAAUCUAUUUUAACCUUAUCUUGCCUAAAAAACCCUAAAACUUAAAACUUAUAUAUACCAAAUUUUUUUUAACCAUAACAUAUUUUUUUAUAAUUCUUUUUGACAUUUCUGCUGCAGCCAAAUAAUUUCAUUCCAACAUUUUUCUAAUACUCAUUAAUUUUACAAUACUUUUCUAAAUAAAUUUUAAAACUUUCUUCCAAUCUUCAUCCAUCGUCUCUUCUUCCUGGUCUCGGGUUUUGUCAGUCCUUUCUCGUCUAUCUAAUCCAUCAACCUGGUGCUCUUAUGUCCGAGGCUCUUAAAUCUUUUCCAUGUCCCUUCUGCAGGUCUUCUUCUUGUUUAUACCUGCCCUUUACUUUAUCUUUUGUUGAUCUUUUUCUUAUUUUCUUUCCUUUCUCAUUGGGGGGUAGGUCUCGGGAGGACUCCAGAAGUAUCUCCAUCUCUCCUCAGCAGAUCAGCCCAUUCCCCAAAGUCCCAUUCCCCACAGUCAACACUGUAGUCCAGAAAGUAGUUAAAAGCAUGUUUCAAAGUCUUUCCAAAAUUAAGGGCCCUCACAACUCCAGACCCCCCUUGGUCCACUCCAGAUUCGAACUUCAAGAACAACGGCUUAUACUCCUGCAAGGCCUCGGGUCUCUCCAUUUGUGUUAUUUGAGGUUCAACAACAACCUCCUCCAUUUUCUUCUGCCCUUGCGCUUGCCCUAUCAAAACAGAUUCCUGGGCUGGUUCCUGAAUGGUUUCUAUAUGGGUAUUCACCGUUUGUCCAAAGUUUUUAACUGCAACAGUCAUCAAAUCCAUCUUCUCAUGCAUCUGCUCCAGCAAAGCACUUGUCUUGCAAAAAGCAAGCACCAAGACUUCUUGUAAACACAUUUUCCCCCCCAAGGUUAGAGUCUGGUCUCACGAUCCUAAUCAUACAGCUGUGAGGUCCCCAGAUCAGCUCCGGCAACAAAUUAACAAGCUCCCUCUAGAGGAGACAAUUUCUAUUUGUAUCCAUCUUUUAAAAGCAGGACCAACAAGGAAAAAUUACUUUCACUUUUCAAAUACUUUGUUUCUUUUGAUUGCAAGAAGCAACAUUGGAAUCAAUAUAUUUCUCUCUCUCUUUUUUUUUUAACUAUCUGUCAAAAGACGUUCCGUUCACAGUCAAUGAACUUUCCCCAUAAAUUUCUGUCUCUGACACCCCGUUCCCAGGUUUGAGACGGUGGAAAAUUUCUCUUUCUUUACUCUCUCUCCUGCAGGCUUAAACAGUCAAAAAUUCCCCUCUUUUCUCCUGCUUCCAAGAGGGGUUUUGGUGGUGAUGAAUGAAGGAAAUUUAGAACUUUAUAUACGACUUUCCAGACUUUAGCUUACAAAGUUUUUGCUUCGAUCUAUUUACAAAAAACGGGAGGCGGACUUCCUGUUUAGAACCUUCCCGUUUCGGUGCCAAAUUAAGAUAUUUCUUAAUACUUAAUCCAAUUUUCCAUCCUACUCACGGGUACUUGUUUAGAGUCCAAUUGUCCACAGGAAAAGGUCAGCGCUCUCCGGCAACGGCUGUGCGGCUUCACUCCGUAAAAGUAGCGGUUGAUUCAAAACACCGCGCCACUCACCCCACGUCGCUUCGGACCCCCGAAAAAGGGGUUCCCUGCGAGUAGGGGAGGCGCUCCUGGUGUCAGCCGAAUCCCACGUUCCCAGGCUUCCUCCGCCUGGGAUUUUUAAAGGGUCUCCACCUUCGCCGCGGCGGCAAGACCCGAUUUUCGCGGAGCGGGUUCCUCUCUGUCAGAGGAACUCCGCCAUUGCCGAUGGCGCUGUCCCGGAAGUCGAUUUUUGGAUUGUAACUUUGGACUUGUAACAAUGUCCUUCUCUUACAGUAAAGGACCAAGUUGUUUGGACAGCUAAGAGAAUGUAGUAAAUGUUUUACUAGUGAGUUGGGUAUUUCCAGUGCCUCAAUGUACAAUUCAGCAACAGUUACAAUUAAUAUUGGAUAUUGUAAACUUUCUUUUAUUUAGGUCCCAAAUACCUGAGAGACUAGUUUCACCUUCCUCAAACAUUUGGGGGGAGAGUCAGCCCAGGAGAGGACCUUCUUUGUGGCAGGCUGCUAAACUGCAGAUGUCCCUCUCCACAGAGAUGCUCCCGGCACCUUCAUUGCAGAGUUUCCAUUAUAUGUUGAAGAUUCACCCUUUCACCAUACCACUGACACCUACAAUAUGAUUUUUGGACCCUCCCUCUCACGUUUUAAUGCUGCAUUUUAAAUUGUUGUCACCACCUCUGGGACCUGAUGAUGGAAGAUGGAUAAGGAGCUCAAAACAAUAAUGAUACUAAUCUUCCCCUUUUAUAUCUCCUCCCCCACCACCCUCCUCUCACUAGAAACUUUAAGGCAUGUAGUGGGGAAUCCAACUCAUCAGCUGAAGGGAAUCCUGGGAGGAUCAGUCUUGUUUCCUGCCAGUGUAUCUCAAGGAAUAACAGUGGAGAAAAUGGAAUGGGACUUUUACCCCCAAAGUGGUAGCCUGGGCUUUUGGCUGGGGGAAUUCAGUCAUGGGAAACUGGAGCAACAAAGUCCCUCCGACCGGUUUGGACAACGGCUAGACAUGGUGGACGAGACAACACUGAGGAUCAAAGACCUGGAGUUGGAUGAUAGUGGGAUCUACAAUGUUCGCAUCUGGCUUACUAAGUCACAGUUUCAAGAACAGAGGUUCAGCCUCACUGUUUAUGGUAAGUUAUUGCGCUUCAAGGCCCCCAGGAUCCCACCCCCUUGAAAUAACUUCACACUGACACUUAUUUUAGUUUUUGGGCAAAUUUUGGCCACAACUUUAUUCAAUUCAACCAUGUGAGCGGUAUUGGCUUAGGCAUUGGCUCCAAACUAUAGCUGACUCCACCUUUCUGAUUGGUAGUCUAAAAGGGUAAACCAAACGAGGGAGCGACAUCGAUGAAGAGCAACUGAAGCUCACCCCAGGGUUCCUGGGGUCCUGGCAUGGCCCUAGCCCCCCAAGCAGACUUUGGACAGGAUCCAAAUACCCUGUUCCUGGAGGGGCAGGUGAUGGCCGCACCUCCCCUCCCCCACAUUUCAAUGAGCCAAUGCCUAACCGCCGCCUUGCAAGUUGUGACGAUUGCUGAGGGGGUAGGCGAAAACCAAGUGGCUAUAGCCAAUCUGCCAAAUGGAAAAAUUCCUACCCAACCCCUGUUCCAAAACAGGUGACCCAAACCAAAGCAAGGCCAAAGCGACACUGCCUAACACAAGGGAGCGAGGGCGGGUGUUCGGCAACGCAAAGCAAGUGCCCCCAAUUACAUCAUGCUGUCAUUCUUAACAGCCCCUGGGAUCAUGCCACCUCCAGGCGAUUGGCCCAGUCAGCCUGGCAGGAUCCCAGGGCUAUGGCUAGGGCUUGGGUUACACCCCUCCAACUAAAUUAACCCUUGGUGUGCCUUGAGUGCCCGUGCACAACCAGGACCCUCAAUUAGGAGGAUCCCAUUUGCUUUCACCGUUUGGCUCAUGGAAUGGGAUCAGCACCAUUUCCCUACAAAGGUACUGGGAGGGGUGGGACAAAACCCUUGUGCUGAUUUCAUUUGUGUUUCACAGAGCCAGUGCCAGCACCACAGAUACACUUUCAGGAAGUCUCCCAGACUUCGGAGGGAUGCAAUGUGACCCUGCAGUGCCAGGCACCUGGAAAGGAAGAGUUCAGUAUCUCAUGGAAAAGAGGGAAUCCGCCAAGGGCAUUAGGAAACAGCGUGUAUGAGUAUCAGCUUUCUGACAAUGGAAGGAAUCUCCGUGUUUCCUGGCGAAAAGACUCUUCGGACUCGGCAUUCACCUGCCUGCUUACUAAUUCAGUUGACCAAAAGAAUGCCUCCUUUGACUUGCUCAAAAUUUGCCCAGGUGAUGAUGGUGAGCAAGUGUGACCUAGUCAGUGUAUGGAGGAAUAGCUGCUUUUAAGUGGGAUAGUUCAGCUGGUAGAGCAUGAGACUCUUAAUCUCAGGGUUGUAGCUUUGAGCCCCAUGUUGGACCAAAGCUUCCUGCAUUGCAGGGGGUGGGACUAAACGACCCUCGUAGUCCCCUCCACCUCUACAGUUCUGUGAUUUGUAGAAAUGGUUGAGUUGCGUUUUGCUUCCUGGGUAUGUGAUCUUCUGAAUCUCUGUGUUUUACCUUAUUUUAUCAUGAAUGAAUUGGGCAAUUGUUGGUUGCAAUGCAGUUUGUAAAUGAAAAAUAAAAAUAAAACGAUAGGGGGAAAUGAAAUGCAAACCGAAAUGAUGGACCUAAACUCUGUGACAAAGAAAUCCAAUAAAGUCAAUACAAAUGGAACAGACUGGCACAUUUGCUUAGCCUUCCAAGUCAUGCAGGAAGGUCACUUUGGUGGUUGUUAUUCGAGAAUAUUUCAAGAGACUCUCUUUACACAUUGCAGGUGUACAGGUCGGACGCCAGAGACAUCACAGUAUCUCCAUUGCAGUUGUCAUGUUGCUGAUCAUCAUGGUGGUGCCAGUGAUGUGGAUGUGGAUGAGGAGGAAGCGAAAAUCCAAAAAGAAGGAAAGAGGUAGGGCCAUCUCUUUCAGUCUGGUUCCUGCCUCACCUGGGAUGGAGGCUGCUUGUCAAAUACACCUUUACUUUACUUUUGCUUAUUUUGAGAGGCAGAAGUGGGUCCAUGCCAUGGAAUAAAUAAUAUGUCUCUUCAGAUAUUCACUCAUUGAUACUAGAGGACUUAGAGAGCUCUUCUGCACACCGGAACUCAGCAAGAAAUCCACAACAAGAUGGUGAUAAUCAGGUGAGAUGAGCUCGUGAAGUGGUGAAGGGAUGAUGGUUCAAUCUAAUAAUUAUACACACAAAACAGAUUACCAGCAGGCAAGAAGACUAAGCCACAGCUACCGCUCUCCAUUACCCAACUCACUGAUCAACAGGUUGGUUGGUUGGUUGGUUGGUUGACUGAUUGAUUGAUUUAAAUUUAUAUCCUGCCCAUCUGGCUGGGUUUCCUCAGCCACUCUGGGUGACUUACAACAUAUACAAAAACCCAACAAAGCAUCAAAUAUUGGGGGGAAAUCCUAUACAAGCAACCAACAAACCAAUAAAUCAAUAGAAACCAACAACAACAACAACAAUAACCAACAGUUUGCAGUUACAGUGGUACCUCGGGCUACAGAUGCUUCAGGUUACAUACGCUUCAGGUUACAGACUCCACUAACCCAGAAAUAGUACCUCGGGUUAAGAACUUUGCUUCAGGAUGAGAACAGAAAUCACAUGGCGGCGGCAGCGAGAGGCCCCAUUAGCUAAAGUGGUACCUCAGGUUAAGAAUACUUUCAGGUGAAGAACGGACCUCCAGAAUGAAUUAAGUUCUUAACCCGAGGUACCACUGUAUACCCAAAUUAAAGUAACUGCCACCUCCAACUAAACAUUUAACCAACACCAACCCAACAAAAAUGAAACAGAGGAACCAAAAUUAGAACCGUUUAGAACAUUUUAGAACAUUUUAGCCAGUUGCCCCAAUCCAAGAAUUGUUCCAGCAAUGUCCCAGUGGCCUCCCAGGACCCUCUUUUAGCUGUUCAAGGUGAGUCUGGGCCCCAUUCCCUAGGCCAGGGGGAAAUGGGAAAUUUAUUAUGGCAUAAGGCAGGGGUAGGCAACCUAAGGCCCAGGGACCGGAUCUGGCCCAAUCGCCUUCUCAAUCCGGCCCGCAGACGGUCCGGGAAUCAGCAUGUUUUUACAUGAGUAGAAUGUGUGCCUUUAUUUAAAAUGCAUCUUUGGGUUAUUUAUAGGGCAUAGGAAUCCGUUCAUUUUUUUCUUCAAAAUAUAGUCCGCUCCCCAACAUGCUCUGAGGGACGGUGGACUGGCCCAUGGCUGAAAAAGGUUGCUGACCCCUGGCGUAAGGCAUUAUAAUGACAUUUCACCUGUAUUAUGGCAUAGGUUUUUGUGAACAAGAAUCCAGUUCAUAUAAUUCAUGAAGGAGAGGGAGGCAGCCUCUGAAAAGAGCCAGUUCCCAUCAGGGGAACAUGCAUGCACAGUCAAACUGAGCAGGAUUAAACCCUUCUCUCGCCCACUGAUGAGCAGAGCAUUUGAUCCUUCUGGCUGCAGGAUUCUGCUUCUUCACAGCGAAAGGUGCAUAUAGAACAGUUUCCAACAGGAUUGCAGUCUCCACUCAGCAGCUGCUCUGGGUGCCUUCUAAAAUGCUAAUUGUAUCAUCAAUUCCAACUGGAAUAUGAAACAACAAGUGAGACAUGGACCUUGACUUUAAAAAUGUCACUGCCAGCAGAAGCAAACUGCCUCCUUUUGUCUGCUAAAAAUGGACAACUACACCCCAACUUAGCAUGAGUGAUCCAGGAACCUGUACAACCAAAUGCUAACCCAAAAUGAGUGGAAAUAUUGUAUAGAGAAGGUGUCUGUGAUCUUUCUUAGGGCACCAUUGGGCUUUGCCAGAACCCCUUUCUUCCCCAAGUUUAUUUAGGUGGGUACAAAUCCUCAGUGACAUUUUAAAGUAGCUGCAUCUGAAUCUCUCCUGUCAUGUUCUAUAGCUGAUUCUGGUUCUCUCUGCUCCUGCAGGUUUUCUGGGACAGAACGGAAGUUUCAACGAGUUCCCCACCACCCUGGAAAUCCUGUCCUUCUAUCUGUUCUGACUCUGUAUCAGACCCAGAAUCUUCAGGGAAUGAAGCCAAGGACCUGGAGGAGAAGGCACCCCUCUUGAAGACGGUGCUAGAGAUCCCAUUAAGGGACCAUCAGGGGAGAGAACCACCAAAGACCCCUCCUGGCCAUCAGUACUGGCGGAACCAUACAUACCCCAACACAAAACAGUGCCGGCAACGGCGCCUGGAUUCCAUUGUUCAAUUAACUGGACAAGGGUCAAAGCUGCCAACUAAGUAUAUUAAUUAAGGUCAUUAGUAUAACAAAGGAAGCUGCUUAUGCCAGAGGGCAAAUGGGUCGGCCCCCUCCCUCACCUGGCUGGCAGUGAGAAAGAGUUGAGUGUGUGUGAGCUGGGCUAAAAACAGGCACUUUUGAACAUUUUUUUCAAUUCAUUAUGGAUCAUUUCCCAAACUCUUUUACCCUUUUACAGGUCCACCACAUAUGAAAGAACGUUCCCUCAACCUCAUUGCAUCUCCAGUGCAGAUAAUCACUUAUCUGAUUCAGUCUUAUACAUCUUAGCAAGUCUACUCAGAGCUAAAUACCAUCUGCAAAUCAUUUUCAAAUAAUUAUCCUUCAAAGAAUAACAUGCUGAAAACUUCAGAUCGUUCUUCCAAAGUUUUUCCCAAAGAUUAAAAUCUAUGUUGUAUCCUAUAUCUAUUGCUCCAUGUGUCAUAGCAGCUUUGACAAGCUCAUCUUUUGUUUCCCAAUCUAAUAACAGAUUGUACAUUUUAGAUAAAAGUUUUUCUUUGUUUUGUAUAAGUUAUUUUUCGAAUUGUGAGCUUUGGUCCAAAAAAAACACAUUUCUUCUAUGUCAAACAUUUCAUGUCACUGAUUAUAUUGUAGCCAUAACAAGGCUCCUUAUACUUUCCACUGAUUUCAGUUUAGGUUCCCCUCUGUAGAAAUUAAGAGAUUAUGAAGAAAUAAAAGAUCAUUUUCAGAGUUGGUUACAGUAUUGGCAACUACAUGAAAAGUUGUGAGAGCCUCUCUUCUGAGUUCUGGUGUGCAAUAAAAUUUUGCCCCUUCUCUGAAGCCUACGGACAAUUUCUGUGGAAUGUAACAUGAGAAACAAUAUUUAUUCCAUGACACUGACCUAAUUCUGCUUCUCAUGAUAAACACAGUAAAGGUAGAGGCAUAUUGGUAGGGAGCCCCAAUCCCAGGUGAGAUGAGAAGAAGAUUAAUAGAGAUGGUUCUACCUCCUUGAUGCCUUUUUCUCCACUGGCAUUUUGCCACCACAAUCACAAUUCCCAACAAAAACAAAACUGCAGAGAGACCAGAAAUAAGAUACAGGAUCUUCUGGGUUCCAGUAUGUUCACCUGCAAUGUGCAAUAAGAGACUCUUGAAAAUGCUUCAAUAGCAACAAGCAAAGUGAUUAUCUUACAUGAGAGAAGCAGAAUGAAUGAAAUGCCAGGACAGACUUCCAAAACAAAAAUACCUUCCGUUAGGAUACAAGAAGCCAGUGAGAUGAAGGCAAGACAUGAAAAGAGGUGUUGAAACAGGGGCAGGAAAUGUGUUGCUCUCCAGAUGUUGCUGGACUCCAGUUUCCAUCAGCUCCAGCCAGCAGGCCCAAUGGGCAGGGGUUAUGCUGCUGGGUAGAGUCUGGCAGCCUCUGCAAGUCACCACGCUGGCUACUGGGUGGUGUAGCCAUAAGGCUGGAUCCAGAAUUACAGCACAAUCCUGUGUGCAGUCAGACAUUGCUGCAGCCUUCACUUUGGCCUGCUCCAAAUGUAAUUUAUUUACCUAGGGGUAGGAGGAGGAGGAAGAAGCAGAAGCAGCAAUUCAGAUGGGUCAGGGCAAUCUUCAAGCAGGACUGGAUUUGCUCUAACACUGGUCAACAAGCAUGUGAGGAGGGGUGCUUGCAUAUAUGAAUGUCUCUCCUUGAAUCCCCAUAGGGUGUAAGCAAUAUAAGAGCCCAAACAGCAACUCCGCAUAAAGAUACAUUGCUCACCUCCAAUACUUGAGCAGAUGUGAGACAAGUCAAAUGAGGCUCUCUUUUCACUGACAGGGUUGCUGACCAGGCAAGUGAAUGUGGAGUCAAUAGGUAUGGUCUUCCAGGAGACAUUGAGCUGCCUCCCACUUUCAGAAAGCUGGAACUCAUCCAGGCUGCUUUCUAAGGCCCUGGGGGAAUUCCCUCUUUCCCAGGAGACCUUGAGUUCUUCCCUUCCAGGUGUCUGACAUUGCAGGGUCACAUUACAUCCCUCUAGAGUACUGGAUACCUCUUGAUGGAGCACCUGUGGUGUUGGCACUGGCUCUGUUGAAGACAGUUGAAAGCAACAGAAAGUUUGUGUCCCACCCAGUACCUAUGUUGUAAAUUGUGCUGAUCCUAUUCCAUGAGCCAAACAGUGAAAGUAAUAACUUACCAUAAACAGUGAGGCUGAACCUCUGUUCUUGAAACUGUGAUUUCAUAAACCAGACACGAGCAUUGUAGAUGCCACUGUCAUCCAACUCCAGGUCUUUGAUCCUCAAUGUUGUCUCAUCCACCAUGUCUAGUCAUUGUUCAAACUGGUCGGUGGGACUUUGGUGCUCCAGUUUCCCAUGACUAAAUUCUGAAAAUUAGUAUCAUUAUCAUUUUGAGCUCCUUAUCCAUCUUCCAUCAUAAGGUCCCAGAGCAGGUUGCAACAAUUUAAAAUGCAGCAUUAAAACGUAAUAGGAAGGGGCCUAAAAAUGAUAUUGCAGGUGUCAGUGGUAUGGUGAAAGGGUGAAUCUUCAACAUAUAAUGGAAACUCUGCAAUGAAGGUGCCGGGAGCAUCUCUGUGGAGAGGGACAUCUGCAGUUUAGCAGCCUGCCACAAAGAAGGUCCUUACUUUUUGGUUCCAUCUUUGUUUUGUUAUUUCUUCUCCUCAGCCUUCAUCAUACUGUGGGAUGAGGUGGAAAGUUUUUGAGAAGCUUGAACUUGUAUUUAGUCUCAAGGGGCAGAAGAUCUCCAGGUGUCAUGUUUCAAAAGGAGAGAGAGAGAGAGAAGUUCAACAAGUGGGGCAGGAUCCCAGCUUCAGCACCACCCAUAUCCACCCCAGAGUGGCUUGCUCUCCCCCUGAAACUCUCAAAAUAAGCUGGGCUAGAGAUCCUGGAGGCACAUUUACCCACAUAGACCUUCCCUGGUGUCCACAGGGUCCCAUCUCCCCUCCCCUCCAUUUUAGCAAAGCAAUUUUACUUAAUUCAACACAUUAUGUUUUAUUUUCACUAAUGCUUGUAUUGCUUGGUACACCUUAUGAUUAAUGCAUACAAAACAUUCAUGCACUGAUGUGCACACAUUUUCCCAGUACAUGCAUGUUUGUACAUAUUAAUCGACUGCUAAACAGCAAAGCAAAAUUCAGACAAGUGUGGAUUUCAUCUGUCAUGGAUGGUUUAGCUAAUAUUCCUUCAUUGAAGGGGGUUGGACUAGAUGGACCCUUGGAAGUCAUUCGAAAUCCACAAUUCUAUGAUUCAAACUAAAUGUUAAAAUCAACAGGGGGUUACUAAACAUAUACACAGAAAAGGUAAUGCCUCAAGUCGUCAUAGUGUAAAAUAAAAGAACUGCAACUUGUAUUGAAUUUCUGUGUGGGCACCUGGUGCGCAUUUCCUGUUUUAGCUCACAGCUUUCUUAGCCUGGAUGACUGUGGACAAGCUUGUCAGUUACUUCACACAGUUUCCCUCUUAGAGGGAGCUUUGGGGCUGCAGCUUUUCUUAUGCCUGAGAAUAAAAGCAGGAGCCACGUGAUCCUUCUCUCCUUUGGCCCAUGGAUCUUCUCUUCCCUGGGUAAGUCCCUGGGUAGAAAAAGCUGAAUGCAUAGGGCAGGCUUCCCCAAACUGGGCCCUCCAGAUGUUUUGGGACUACAACUCCCACCAUCCCUAGCUAACAGGACCACUGGUCAGGGAUGAUGGGAGUUGUAGUCCCAAAACAUCUGGAAGGCCCAGUUUGGGGAAGCCUGGCAUAUGGUGACAAUCUAUAGGUUUGCUUGGUCAUAAAGGGGAAAGAAACUGACAGUGCUGAGCUCAUCUAAAGAAUAGGCCCCCUCCCUGAAAGCUCCCCGCCCCAUCUCAGGGUCAAUGUGUUUGGGCACCUGCUGUGGGCUCACAUUCCACUGACAAGAGCCCCCACCCCACCAGACCUUCUCCUUUCCACCACAGCUUUCUCAUUCUGGCCCAAACAGUAAUGGUGGGUGUCAUGGGCCCAGGGGGUUUGGGGGCGCUGGCCAGAUGAGGCUGGUGACAUGGAGGAGACACCCCAGAGGGCCUGGCUAGACUUCAUAGAAAUCUGCGCAUCAGAUGAAGGCGGAAGAUAGAGAGCCCAACUGUAGGUUGGUCCAGAGCCAAUGAUAGGUUGAGCCAGUGCUUUUUUUCCUGCGGGGGAUGCAAGGGUACGCAUACCCCUAAACAUUUUAUGAAUCUUUGUACUUUUGUCCAUUUACUGUAUUUAUUUUUCCUGAUUUGAACUAUAAAAUGGUGAUUAUUUUGAGUCAAAAUGAGAGUACCCCUAAACAAAUAUUUUUAAAAAGCACUGGGUAGAGCCAACUAAUUCUAGUUCUCUCACUGCCUGCCCUACUGAGAACUACAAGAGGAACACAGAUACUAAGGAGGAAGGGUCAAGUGGGAGUAGAAAGUAAAAAAGGAAAACAGGUGGGGAAUGGUUAAGGACAGGCGGACGCUGUCCUAAGGGAGGGAACAGUCUCCACUGCUGUGAUGUGUUGCUGCACAUUGCAACCUUUUCUCUUCUUUGCAAGGGUUUAGCUUCAGGACUCUGAAAGGUUGGUGGUCUCCAGAUGUGAGUGAGAAUCAAACACCUUUUCUUAACAGAAACCUUUAACAGGCAGGUGUAUAACACAGAGAGAAACACCCUGAGCUUGCAACUCUUUCUCCUCCUCCACCCAUCCUUGCUUGGAAUUACCUUUGUACUUCUACAAUGUCCUUCUCUGAUGCUUCCUGGUUUAUUAGGGGAGGAACAAAGAGCACAGACAGCCUUCCUGGUAUAAAUAGGAUGAGGAGGAUCCGAAGCGAUGGGAAGCGAGAAGACGGAUGGGAUGAUGAUUGUGUUCCAAAGUUCACAACUCUUGCGAAAAACUCUGUACUCAGGCUACGCCUAUAAAAUGGAUGAACCGGCUUACUUUAGAGCAACUAUCCUGUGCAGACUAAUGAAGCUGUCCUUCUCAGGGUGGUGAAACAGAUGCCUCAAUGCCCAUAAGCAGGACCUGAGCUCAACAGGCACAAGUCUCCCCAUUGGUGAGUCCAAGAAAGGGGCAUUCUGGUGCCCCACUUCCGCUCAUGGCUCUCUGCACCUCUGGAGAGAUACGAUGGUGGAUUUUUCUCACAGAAGACCUCUUCUUCAGACUAUUGCUCUACUCUUCCCUGGGUAAGGACUUCACUGCUUUCUCUCUCACUCACUCAGAAACCACAAGUAACCCACCUAUAUGCAUUGUUAUGAAUAGAUAAAUUUUUGGCAAUAUUGGUUACUAGCACUCAGGGUCUCCUCUUCCCAUCUGGACUCCUCCCAGAACACCCAGGCUGGCUUCAAAGGAAGCUCCAAAGGAAGACUUUUGAGAGUUUAAUUCUCUGUGUGAUAUUUGUUACUGAGCUGAAAUUGGGGUGGGACAAUUUGUGUGUAUGAUGAAGGUGAUCAUCUCCCCUGAAGGUGUGGAGUGGAACAGAAUAAAUGACAUGCUGGCAGCAAGUCACCCUCAUUUCUAGGGCAGAAAUGUUUUCCUGUGGGAUAUUUUCCUAUGAUGUGUCAGUUAUUCACCAGUACAAAAUAAAUAUCAGUUUAGAGCCAACAGUGAAUUAGAGGAGCCAACCAAUGAGCAGGAAAAGGCAACUGGGGAUCUUGGUGGAACAGAGUCAGUUUUCCCAAAAUUUAACCAAUGGGCAGAUGAUCCGCAAAACAGAUGUUCCCCAAAAUUUGACCAAUGGGCAGCUUUGAAAAGAUUUAAGUGUUUAAUUGAUUGCUUUAGAUACAGAUGACGUUCAGACCUGAGCCAUGAGCCAACAAUGUGACGCAGCAGCUAAAAAAGCCAAUGCAAUUCUGGGCCUCAUCAAUAGGAGUAUAGCAUCUAGAUCAAGGGAAGUAAUAGUGCCACUGUAUUCAGCUCUGGUCAGACCUCACCUGGAGUACUGUGUCCAGUUCUGGGCACCACAGUUCAAGAAGGACACUGACAAACUGGAAUGUGUCCAGAGGAGGGCAACCAAGAUGGUCAAAGGUCUGGAAACGAUGCCUUAUGAGGAACGGCUAAGGAGCUGGGCAUGUUUAGCCUGGAGAAGAGGAGGUUAAGGGGUGAUAUGAUAGCCAUGUUCAAAUAUAUAAAAGGAUGUCACAUAGAGGAGGGAGAAAGGUUGUUUUCUGCUGCUCCAGAGAAGCGGACACGGAGCAAUGGAUCCAAACGACAAGAAAGAAGAUUCCACCUAAACAUUAGGAAGAACUUCCUGACAGUAAGAGCAGUUUGACAGUGGAAUUUGCUGCCAAGGAGUGUGGUGGAGUCUCUUUCUUUGGAGGUCUUUAAGCAGAGGCUUGACAACCAUAUGUCAGGAGUGCUCUGAUGGUGUUUCCUGCUUGGCAGGGGGUUGGACUCGAUGGCCCUUGUGGUCUCUUCCAACUCUAUGAUUCUAUGAUUCUAUGACCUCACACUAUUUUAUUUCUAAACUUUAUACUUUUUUAAAAAAAAAAUAUUCUGGGCCAAUCUUCUGUCUGAGUUUUUCUGGAUCCCAGUUCCUGGACACCAGGACUUGGAAUGUAACUUUGGGCUUGUAAAAACUUCCUUCUCUUAUACUAAAGGGCCACGUUGCUAAGACAGCUAGGAGAAUGCAGUAAAUGUUUAACUAGAGAGAGUUGGGCAGUUCCAAGUACAAUGUACAAUUCAGCAACAGUUAAGAUUAAUCUUGGACAUUGUAAACUUCCUUGGAUUUUGGUUCCAAAUACCUGAGAGACUACUUUCUUCCCCAUAGUCCAUCUCAGCUGUUAAAACUAGGGGCACUCUUGGUAGUUUCACCUCCCUCAAACAGUUGGGGGAGUGCCAGCCCAGGAGAGGACCUUCUUUGUGACAGGCUGCUAAACUAUAGAAGUCCCUCCCUACAGAGUUGCACCCGGCACCUUUAGUGUAGAGUUUCCAUUAUAUUCUGAAGAGUCACCUCUUCUCCCUACCAUUCACACCUACAAUAUCAUUUUUGGACCCUCCCUCUCACGUUUUAAUGCUGCAUUUUAAAUAGUUGUCACCUCCUCUGGGACCUCAUGAUGGAAGAUGGAGAAGGAGCUAAAAACGAUAAUGAUACUAAUUUCCCCCUUUGUUUGUAUCUCCUCCCCCACCACCCUCCCCUCACUAGAAACGUUAACCCAUGCAGUGGGGAAUCCAACACAUCAAGUGAAGGGAAUCCUGGGAGGAUCAGUCUUGUUUUUUGCCAAUGGAUCUGAAGGAAUAAGAGUGGAAAAAAUGGAAUGGGACUUUCGACCCCAAAGGCGUGGCCUGGGCUAUUGGUGGGGCAAUUCAGUCAUGGGAAACUGGAGCACCGAAGUCCCACUGGCCGGUUUGGACAACGACUAGACAUGGUGGGCGAGGCAACACUGAGGAUCAAAAACCUGGAGUUGGAUGAUACUGGAAUCUACAAUACUCGUAUCUGGUUUACUAAGGCACAUUUUCAAGAAAAGCGUUUCAGCCUCACCGUUUAUGGUAAGUUACUGCUUUCACUGUUUGGCUCAUGGAAUAGGAUCAGCACCAUUUUGCAACAUUAGCACUGGGAGAGGUGGGACCCAAAAUUUAUGCUGUUUUCAUUUGUGUUCCACAGAGCCAGUGCCAACACCACAGAUACACCACCAAGUGGAAUCCAAGACUCCAGAUGGAUGUAAUGUGACCUUGCGAUGCCUCACACCUGGAAGGGAAGAUCUCAGUAUCUCCUGGGAAACAGGGGGUCCACACAGGGCCUUAGGAAAGAGUGUGAAUCAGUACCAGGUUUCUGACAAUGGCCGGGAGCUCCGUGUCUCCUUCUGGAACAGUUCUUUGGGCUCCAAAUUCACCUGCCUGGUCAGCAAUCCUGUUGAUCAAAAGAGAGCCUCCUUUGACUUGCUCAACAUCUGCCAGAGUGAUGAAGGUGAGCAAUAUAUCCUUUCCUUCAUUAUCCAGAGGAGGUCUUUGUGGUGGCGAAAAGGCAGGCUAGCCCUUAACAUGAGGGGUUUGUAUUAAUAAAUGCUGCUUUUUGAGUGCUUGUGAGCAGAAAUGGAGCAUACACAGAGCUCCUUGAAGACUGAUCUGAUCCUGUGAAUUGCUGCUGCUGCCCCCAUCUUCACCUUUUCCUGCCUUAAGAAAUGGAUUCAGAGCAGGAAAGUGUUUCCGACAGGCAUUCACAGCCCAAAUCAUUGCAAUACAAAGGGGAAAGAUUAGAAACACGUGCUUAUCUCUUGUUAUUUAUUCUACUGCUCUCAGCCAGGUGUGAGCAUGAGGCUCUGAGUCUUGGGAUCAUGGGAUCAAGCCACAUCUUGGGCCAAAGAUUCCUGCAACACAGAGGGAUGGACUAGAUGACUCUAGUUGUCCCUUCCAACUCUACAAUUCUAUGAUUCUGUGAGACGCAUUCUGGCAAUUGUUAUUAGAGUAUGUUUUGAGAAACUUAAACUUAAGAAAUGGAUUCAGAGCAGGCAAGUGUGUCUGGCAGGGCAUUCACAGUCCUGAAUGGGACAGAUCAGCAACACUUGCUUAUCUCUUGUUAUUUAUUAUGCUCCUCUUGGCCAGGUGUGAGCAUGGGGCUCUGAAUCUCGGGGUAAUGGGUUCAAGCCACUCCUUGGGCCAAAGCAUCCUGCAAUGCAGGGGGUUGGACUAGAUGACUCUAGUUGUCCCUUCCAACUCUACAAUUCUAUGAGAGUCAUUCUGGUGUUUGUUAUUGGAGUAUAUUUUGAGAGACUCUUAUUGCUCAUUGCAGGUGGACAAUUUGGACUCUUGAGUUGGAGUCCAUUGCUUAUCUCUUCUGUCAUAGUUCUUCUGGUGAUAUUGGGGAUGGAGAUGCGCUGGAAGAUCAUAUUUAAAAGGCGUAGAAGAGGUAGGACCAUCUCUAUGGAUCUUCUUCCCAUCUCUCCUGAGAUGGGGGCUUCCUGCCUAAUAUACAUCUACCUUUCUUUUGCUUAUCCUGAGAGGCAGAGACUGGUCAGUGCCAUGGACUCAAUAAUGUGUCUCAUAUUGCACUCUACAGGUGAUCUCUCUGUGAACUCAAAGAGGAGCCACACAGAAGAUGGUGAUUAUGAGGUGAGAUGAUCGGUGUGCAAAGGAAUGAAGGCGUCAUUGGUAGAUAAUAACAAUGAAAGUAUCUGAUACAUUUGGGAUGAAUUUAUUACGUUAUUAUUAUUAAAGUUGCAAUCUGUUAUUUUUAAAGAAACAACAGUAAACGCAACAAGAAACAGAUUUCAAACAGGCCAGUGGCCCGAUAAUAAAUGGCCAUCAAUUUGGCACAACCCGUCCCUACGAACCAUCUCUGCUCGUCUGCAGGAGGCUUCUCUUAAAAUUACCUUUCGCUGGCACAGGACUUCAUCACAUCGAGCCAAAAUAUACUCUAGCAUCUCUCCCUUAUGCUGGAAAGGCUCAUAGUUCCAUUUAUGAUGGAGCUCCAUGUUGUAAUACUCCUUUUUGGAAAAGGUGUUUCACGCCGUUUCCAAAAUUACGCAGCAAUUCCUUCCUUGCCUUGUUAACAUUAGACUCAAAUUUAAACAAUAACUUUAAAUGCAGAGACUUUGUAUUUUUACAAUUAUCAGAAGCCUAAUAGCAAGAGGCCAAUACUGGAAACAACCUAUAGAAAUCCCCACUGAAAUCUGGGUAAAUAACAUUUGGAAUGUGGCUCUAUCUGAACGUCUUACUCACCAUAGAAGGGUAAUUAAAGGCACUUAAUAGACACUUUUGGCGAGACUUUGCUGCCAUUCUAUUCCUUUAUAAAAUGAGACAGAGUAUACUUUUAUUCCACACACAGCAUAAGAAUCUCUAAGGAGAGGAUACUUGAACUGACAAUGCAUAAGUAAAUGUAUUGUUUGUGUACUGUGUGCUGCACAUGAAACUUAAUAAGAAUGUACCAUUGGACAAGUUAUUGUAGUUACAUGUUGUCCUUGUAUUUACAUUAAACCAAUAAAAAAUUAUUUGGAUUAAAGAAACCAAAAACAGGCCAAUGACCCAAAACUCCUGAUCAAAAGACCUAACAAAUGAAUUAUGGCACAAGGGGAGGCAGGCAGCUUGUGCAAAGAUCCUGUUCCCAUCAGGGAAACAUGCAUGCCCUUUAGCAUGAAUAAAGUGAGCAGAAUUGAACCCUCCCCUCUCCAGCUAGUGAAUGGAGAAUCCAGCCCUCUGGACACAGGGCUCUGCUUCCCACUUCCUCCCCCCAGUGAACCCAACAGGAUUGCGUUCUCCCCUCACCAGCUGUUCUGGACUCUCCCCAAAAUACUAAUUUUAUCCUUUUAUCAGUGAUAAUAACUGAGUGCUGAAGAAUGGAAAUGACAUAUUUUUGUCAAUUCCAAAUGGCCAAUUCCACCCACUCUCUUAGGGACUUAGUUAUGGCAUGUUCUCCAGUGGAACUAGAAAGCAAGCCCUAAAGGCUGGAACAGAGGUGCAGGGAAGAUGCAAAUGGGUAUCCUUUCUUAGAGAACUCUGGACCUGGACGGGACUUUAAUUUUCUCCAGGGUUCAGGUGAGCCCAGAUGCCCAGAAAUUCUUUUAGGAGUUGAAUCCCCAGAGUCCCACCUGUCAUAUUUUUUCUCCAAUGCAGAUUGAACACUGCAUCCCACAGAUCAACAUGGGAGAUCAGGCACAUCUCCUGCAGCCACUGCCAAGGAAUUCAUUGAAGGUUCCUCAGGGGAAAGACCCAUUGAAGAUGUCUGAAAGCUGCCAGUUGAGUCGGAGCUACAGCCUACCCAGCACCUUUAAACACUCAUCCCAAGAGUCCCGUGACCAGGCCAAAGGGCAACAUACCAACACUUAUCCAGUGACUGUGGAUGGGGUCUCCCUGGGAGCAAGGAAACUCAGGAAUGCCAGCACCAGCACCUGCAAGAGUAUUUAAGGCACUCCUCUUCAGCCUUGCUGUUGAUGGAAACAGCAUAGGAAAGAUUGAGUGAGUGAAGAUAUUGUGAGGAGAACCUGAGCUUACAGGGUUAAACAGCUCAGAGUGUACGCUCUGCGUACUGUGGAAAGGAGGGGGGAAAUGCUGCGUCAUUUCCGAGAGGCUAAAGCCUUUGUUCUCUCUCUCUACUUUCGCUUUUGAGGAGAGAGGACGUGUUUUCGCGAUGCUGUUCGCUGUGAUAGAUAAUGGAUAGCCUGCUGUAAAUAACGCUGCUUUUAGCUGCUAAGAUCCUGUGUGGACUUUAUUUAAGCACACUGAAGAAUGCACUGGAGUGUUUUGCAGCUUCCUCUAGCCGCUGUUGAUCUCAACUCUGCUAUGCUCAGAAGUAUCGGAUCUUUGGAAUGCAGAGGCCCGCGAUGGGGAAGCAUGCCGGACCUCAGGCUUAUCUGAGCAAUAAAUCAAUUUAUCUAACAGAUAUAAAUCAGGAACAGGGGAGGCAGAGAGAUAAAAAUCUGCAAUGGAUCAAGAAAUGCAUAAAUAUCUACAUCAGGAAGAAGCAUGGGAGCAGCACCUCCUGUUUGCCAAGAGGUCCCUGCAGAGGCAACAUUGAAGGCCAACAUUGCCAAGGAGAUGGAAGAGCUGGCCUCAAUGCUGAUUGAACUCUGCAUCCCAUAGACCAACCUUGCAGGCUGACUCGGACAGAGAGGAAUUCUUGAGCAGUUCCGCACUACCCAGGGAAUCCUUUCUUUCUCUUGGUUCUUAUGCAGUCUUAGACACAGAGCCCUCAGAAAUUCCACACUGCAUCCCAACAUGAGACAUCAGUAACAUCUCCAGGAGCCACUGCCAAUGAAUUCAUCGAGGGUCCCUCUGUUGAAAGACCCAUUGCUGAUCUCUCAAUGCUGCCAGUUGAGCCGGAGCAACAGCCUCCCCAGCAGCCUUAAACACUGGCCCCCAAAGUCCUGUGACCAGGCCAAAGAGCAAGAUACAAAGACUUAUCCAGUGACUAUAGUUGGGUCUCCUUGAGAGCCAGGAGUCCCAGAAAUGCCUUCAUCACUGCCAGCAACCAGCGUAUAUAAGGCACUCCUCUUAAUCCUCUUGAGCUUUACUCUUGCUGGAAACAGCACAGGUCUCUGGCUCCUGGAACCCAGGCGCCUUGCCUUGCCUCUCUAUUCCUACUUUGCUUGGACUCUGGUUAACACUUUUAUAUACGUGUGUGUGUGUGUGUGUGUGUGUAUCUGAAGAAGUGUGCAUGCACAUGAAAGCUUAUACAUAGAACAAACUUAGUUGGUCUCUAAUGUGUUACUGGACUAUUUUUAUUAUUAUUAUUAUUUUGACUGUGUCAGACCAACACGGCUACCUACCUGAAAACAGAAAUUUCCACCCUCCCUUCCCCACAGGUGGGCAGGGUUUGCAGCACUGAAUGGGGCUCACCUGGGCGGGUGCCUCCCACCUGCUUGGGCUGGCCUUUGACCCUCCUUUGGCCAGGGAGGACAAUGGAUGGCCGGCCAGCCUGGGGUGGGGCAAAGGCCAAAGAAAAGAGGCUGACCCCUUUGUCCAAGCCUCUUUUGGUUUUCUUCCUUCCAGGAUCAGGAUCAUCAGGAGCGUGUCCUGGUGGUCGGAUUAAAGUAAGUUCUGGCCUGAUUGAAAGGGGCUUGGCACCUCCGCCAGGCUAGGCUUCAAUUUUGCAACCUUUCUUUUCUGGGCAGGCACCCAGCAAGGCUGUGGGGGCGGCCUUUUUGUUUUUUGCAGCGGCAGGGGGGCAUGGCUUCCCCGACACCGCCAUCUGCCGGUGCCUCGGGUGGUGGUUUUAGGCCUUGGCAAAGUAUCCUUUAACAUCAAGUCAGCAGGGAUGCAUUCAUGCUCCCUCCCCGUGCGGCGGCUCUUGCAGGGCACGUUAAAGGGCAAAAACUGGGAGUCUCUGGCCCUAGAACGGUGGCAUGUAGGUCAAACUCCCGGGACAAGGUUGGUGGAAGGGCAUGCUGUGUAAGUUUGUGCUUUGUUUUUUUUGUUUGUUUGUUUUUUUUAAAGAAUAUUUAUUCCAAUUUUAAAGUUACAGAAAAAAAGAAAAAGACCAUACAGAAAAAAAUAAAACAUGUUACAAAAAACAGACAAUAAGAAAAACUCAACAAAAAAUAAAAAUACAUUAUAAAGUAUGACAGAAAUCAAAUUAAACCUUUACAACUUUUUUCCCUUUUACUUAUUUCCAUGACUUCCUCUCACCUCCCUGCUUUGUAUUCUAGUUUAGAUCGUAUCUCCUGCAAAUCCUUCUAACCUUCUUUUCUUUUACUUGUUUUAACAUUCGAUAAUAUUUAAUCCUCCUCUAUCCUCAUUUUACACUUCAUUUUUACUUACUCCAUUAUACCAUAUCUGCCAAAACGGCCCAAUAUUCUUUUCCAACCUCUUUCUAACAUUCUUUUAUAUUGCAGUAUUUCUGAAGAUAUAUUUUAAAUUUUUUCCAAUCUUCUUCCAUCGACCCUUCUUCCUGGUCUCGAAUUCUGCCGGUCAUCUCAGCCAGUUCCAUAUAGUCCAUCACUUUCAUCUGCCAUUCUUCUCGGGUAGGCAAUUCUUGUGUCUUCCAGUAUUUCCCAAUGAGAAUUCUUGCUGCUGCUGUCGCAUACAUAAAGAAAUUUCUAUCUUCCCUUCGCACCAAUUGGCCGACCAUGCCCAAGAGGAAGGCCUCUGGUUUCUUCAAGAAAGUGUAUUUCAAUACCUUUUUUAAUUCAUUAUAUAUCAUUUCCCAGAAGGCCUUGAUCUUUGGGCACGUCCACCAAAGGUGAAAAAAAGUACCUUCAUUUUCUUUACAUUUCCAACAUUUAUUAUCAGGCAGAUGAUAGAUUUUUGCUAGCUUGACGGGGGUUAAGUACCACCUAUAAAUAAUUUUCAUUAUAUUUUCGUAAGUUUGCGCUUUGAAGUCCCCUCUCACUGGACCUCAUCUGCCUGCAUAUCCUCAGCCAGGCGGACUGAGAGGGUUACCUGCCAAGGCCUGUGUCAAGUUUCCCACUUCUGAAGCUCAAUAAAAUUGUGGCCAAUUUGAACCCAUACUCUGGGUCUCUUGUCUCAUUCUUUGGGGAAAGGGGUAGGCACCACAGACAGGGUUUAGCACGUGUGCCCACAAACAAUUGAGGGACACUAACAAUAAAAGAGAACUCCUUUCCGCUUGCCCCAGGUGUUGGCUGCAUGUUGGCUGCAGGCUCUGCUGCCCCUUGAAGUGACCAAGCCAUAAGAUCUGGAAUCCCUCCAUGCAGACUGAAGGUGUAAAUAGGUGAAUAAACCAUAGUUCUUAAAGCUACAACAGUCUCUGUCUUGCCUUCCCUUCUCCAAAGGGAAACAGACCCUGUGUGGUGCCUGGGAUCCCAUGGGCUCUUUCCACCACUGGGCAGAGAGAUGGGCAGGCACCCAACUUUUGCAUCAAUACAUUUGACUGGAGCACAAGGCUGUUUUCCCUCUCCCUGGCAAAACACUCACAAAAGAGACUUUCUUUUGGGAUGGAGACAUAUUUUCCCUACCAGGGAGACUAAAAAGGAGCGAGGCAAAUGUUUAGCAACAGCAGAGUGACGGUUCUUGUCUGGUGUCAAUAAGCAGGGAGUUCCAAAGAGUAGUGCUGCCAACCCUGACAGAUUGAUCCCUUGGAAAGUGCAAAACAAACAUUAUGACAUUUAUACACGAGCCAGUUCCUCUUGCUCUUUGGUUCAAUCUUUGUUUUGUUCUUUCUUAGCUUCUUCUCUUCACCCCUCAUAGAAUCAUAGAAUCAUAGAAUCAUAGAGUUGGAAGAGACCACAAGGGCCAUCGAGUCCAACCCCCUGCCAAGCAGGAAACACCAUCAGAGCACUCCUGACAUAUGGUUGUCAAGCCUCUGCUUAAAGACCUCCAAAGAAGGAGACUCCACCACACUCCUUGGCAGCAAAUUCCACUGUCGAACAGCUCUUACUGUCAGGAAGUUCUUCCUAAUGUUUAGGUCAUCAUACCUUGGGCAGUGGUUGUGUUCUCAGACGAGGGAAGAGUUUUUGAGAAGCUUGAACUUGUACUUUGUCUCAAGAGGAAGAAGUUCUCCAGGUGUUGUAUUUCAAAAGAAGAAAGAUGGAGAGAGAAUCACAGGUUCAACAGGGGAAAUAAGUGGGGCAGGAUCCCAGCUUCAGCCCCCCCAUAUCCACCCCAGAGUGGCUUGAUCUCCCCCUGAACCCCUCAAAAUAAGCUGGGCUAGAGACCCUGGAUGCACAUUUGCCCACAGAGACCUUCCCUUGAGUCCACAGGGUCCCAUCUCUCCUCCCCUCUAUUUUAGCAAAGCAAUUUUACUUAAUUUUUUAUUUUCACUAAUGUUUGUAUUGCUUUGUACACUUUAUGAUCAAUGCAUACAAAACAUUCAUGCACUGAUGCACACACAUUUUCCCAGUACAUGCAUGUUUCUAUAUAUGAAUUGACUGCUGAACAACAAAGCAAUAUUCAGACCAGUGUGGAUUUCAUCUGUCAUGGAUGGUUAUCUAAGAUUCCUGCAUUGGAGUGGGUUGGACUAGAUGACCCUUGGGAGUCAUUCAAAAUCUACAAUUCUAUGAUUCAAACUAAAUGCUAAAAUCAACGGGGGGGGGGGGGUGUUAUUAAACAUAUCUACAGAAAAGUUAAUACCUCAAUAUGUAGUCAUAGUGUAGAAGAUAAGACCUGCAACUGACUUACAGAAGAAUUGAAUUUCUGUGUGGGUAAUGCCUCAAGUCGUCAUAGUGUAAAAUAUAAGAACUGCAACUUGUAUUGAAUUUCUGUGCGGGCAUCUGGUGUGCAUUUCUUAUCUUUAGCUCACAGCUUUCUCAGCCUGGAUGGCUGUGGACAAGCUUGUCAGUUACUUCGCACUAUCUCCCUCUUAGAGGGAGCUUUGAGGCUGUGCGGUACAGCUUUUCUUAUGCCUGGGAAUAAAAUCAGCAGCCCCGUGACUCUUCUCUCCUUUGGUCCAUGGAUCUUUUCUUCCCUGGGUAAGUCCCUGGGUAGGAAAAGCUGAAUGCAUAGGGUGAAAAUCUAUAUAGGUUUACUUGGUCAUGAAGGGGAAAGCAACUGUCAAUGUUGAGCUCAUCUGGAGAAUAGACCUCCUCCCUGAAAGCUCCCCCCAUCUCAGGGUCAGUGUGUUUUGGCACCUGCUGGGGGCUCACAUUCCACUGACAAGAGCCCUCACCCCACCAGACCUUCUGCUCCUUUCCACCACUGCUUUCUCAUUCUGGCCAGAGGAGGCUGGGGACAGGGAGGAGUUGCCUGUGCAGAGAGACCCAGAGGGCCUGGCUAGACUGGGAGCUCAAUGAGCCAGCCAGAGGGAGGAUCCUAGGAAGGUCUGGAGAAGGAUAUGGGAGCCAGCUGUAUGCCAUCUUCCCCUCCCGGCUGAACUGUAUUUAAGCCAGUUAUUGUCAGUUAACUCUUGUGUUGCUUUGUAUUUAUGUACUUAAGCCUGGAUUUUUUUGGGGGGGUGGGGGGUGGAUGGUAAUAUUGAAUUUAUUCUGUAUUUCCUAAAAAACAUCAUUCCCAUCAUUUUUUAAUUUACUGUCAUAUUCCAUAUUUCGUACAUUUGCAUUUCCAAUGCUCUGUAUUUUGAUGUUUUGAAUGUUUGCUGUGAGUGUUUGCUGUGAGUGUUUGAAUGUUUGCUGUGAAUGUUUGCUGUUACCACUUCUGGCAGAGCCCAUUGUGGAAGGGACGCAUAUAAAUAAACUCAAUCAAUCCCAAUCAAGAGGGAAGUAUCUGAGCCAACUGAUCUUGAUUACUAGCACCCAGUUCCUGGUGAGGGUGGGGCAGCGCCAUAGUGAUCUUUGUUCUUGAGCUCAGUUCGUAGAAUAAUCUGUGUGUAUGACGAAGGCGGAAGUUAGAGAGCACAACUGUAGGUGGGUCCAUAGCCUAUGAUAGGUAGAGCCAGUGCUUUAUUUCUGGGGGGGACGCAGGGGUACGCAUACCCCUAAACACUUUGUGAAACUUUGUUCAGUUACUGUAUUUAUUUUUUCCUGAUUUGAACUAUAAAAUGGUGAUUAUAGUCACAAUGAGAGUAUCCCUAAACACUUUUUUUAAGAAAAGAAGCACUGGGUGGAACCAAAUUAUUCUAGUUCUUUCACUGCCUGCCCUACUGAGAGCUACAAGACUAACACAGAUACUAAGGAGGAGGCAGUGCCAGGGCUAGCUGAAAGUGGGAAAAGAAGACAGGUGUGGACUGGCUAAGGACAGGCUGAACCAGGCAGUGCCCCACUCACCCUAAGGGAGCAGUCUCCACUGCUGUGGUGUGUUGAACAUUUGCAGUUGUUUCUCUUCUUUUCAGUGGUUUUGCAGGAUUCCAAAAGGUUGGUGAUUUCCAAAUGUUGGUGAGAAUCAAACAACUUUUCUUAACAGAAACCUUUGACAGGCAUACAAGCAGGUGUAUAACACAAAAAAGCACCCUGAGUUCACACACUCCUCUUCCACUGAUUCUUCCUGGUUUAUAAGGGGAGGAACAAAGAGCAGUGAAAGGAGGAAACGGAAACAAAGGAGGGAAUGAGAAGGGGGUGGAAAGCGUGCACAGACAGCCUUUGCUGGUACAAAGAGAAGGAUCUGAUCUGAUACCUUUUGUCCAAAAGUUCACGACUUGCAAAUAAGACCCUGUACUCGGGCUACGCUUCUAAGGUGGAUGAACAGGCUUAUUUUAGAGCACCUAUCCUGUGCAGAAAAAUGAAACUUUUCUCCUCACGGUGGUGAAACAGAUGCCACAAUGGGAAGCCCCAGCAGGACCUGAGCUCAACAGGCGCAAGUCUCCCCAUCGGUGAGUCCCAGAAACGGUUCGUCCGGUGCCUCACUGCCGCUCAUGGCUCUCUGCAUCUCUGGAGAGAUACGAUGGUGGAUUUUUCUCACAAAGGGCCUCUUCUUCGGACUAUUGCUGUUCUCUUCCUUGGGUAAGGACUUCACUGAAGCACGUGAACGCAAGCAGGUACUUGCUUGGCGUUAAUAAGGAUCAGGCAGACGCAGCAAUAGGUGAAGUUUAUUGCCAGGCAAUAAGGACCCAGUUUGGAAUCUCUUCCAAAAGGAACUGGGACCCCGAUUGACAGAAAUCCAGAGGUCUUUAUACCUGAGCAGAUCACAGCAAAUCAUAGAUCAUGAGACAACCAUGAGGCAGUCACGAUAUUGUCAGCAAAAAUUAGACAAUUAGCAAGCUUCUUGCCAUGCUUCCAGCUCCUGGUCAAGCACGGAGUUCUAGUUCUGCUUUCCGCUCCUUGCAGUGACGCUCUAUCUAACCUCUCCCCUAGUUAUGACAGGACAGGGAGUUUGGAGAUUUUGUGGUUUUGCUCUUCCUGUUCUGCGGAUUAAUUUAGCCUGUAUCUGAGGGGAUUUUGUACCAAAAUCUCUGAUUCACGUCUUCCCCUUGUCCAGGGUACAUGGAUGUUUGUAGGGGAAAGGUCGGCUCCUAAUUUUGCUGUUUCAAGCAGUUUGCAGUUAGCUAAGGCACAGCUUCCCUUUGAUUCAAAAUGGAUUAUAAAAUACUGUAAGCCCUGAUUAUGUGUGAGCAUAUAUGAAUAUAUUGAUUACUGAUAACUGAUUAUAUGAAUUGCAUAAGGGUAGCCCUUCUUCCUUGCCUCAUCACUGCUUUCUUUCUUUCUCUCUCUCACUCAGAAACCACAAGUAACCACCUACAUGCAUGCAUGGAUGGAGGGGACACUCUGAGUUUGAUUUAUCAUGAAGAGGGAAAUUAUUGUAGGAUUACCGGAUGUCCCCGGUUCCUGGGGACAGUCCCCAGGUUUGCAAAUCUGUCCCUGGCAAAUGUGGAAGUGACAGCCUCAGCAGCCCGGAGCCAGCCUCGUAGUGCAGUUGGCUCUGGCUGGCUUCAGGAGGUGCCCGCUGUUGUGGCGCCCACCAUUUUCCCUUGCUGGAACUUCCAGCGAGGACAAAGUUCUGAUGUAACUUUCUCCAAUAAAAAAUGGCAGUCACCAUGGCAGCGAGCAGCUCCUGAAGCCAGCCAGAGCCAACUGCACUACCAGGCUGACUCCAGGCUGCUGUGGCUGUCGCUGCAACUGCCACCGCCAAAGGGGAAACAGGUGCAAAAGAAGGGCUUUGCACUUUGCCUGGCAGAGAAACCACGCGCCUUGCACCCCUCCUGGGCAACUGCUGCCCACCCGCGACUCCCGAGCCUCCCCUGAUCUGUCAAAACAAAGGGGGGAAGGGGCAGGAGAUUGGGGAAGGCUUGGGAGUUACGGGCAGGCAGCACGCCGUUGCCCAGUUUUUAAAAACUCUGUGCAUUUAUGUUCCACAGGGUGUGAAAGAAGGGUUUGCACAUUUGUACAAUAUGUAUGUGUGCUUGGGCCCAGGGUCUUUUGCCUCACCAUCCCCACUACUGACUCCCUGUUGCUACUCAGCUUCAAAAAAAAAAAAAAAAAAAAAAAAAGUGUCCCCAGAUUCAUUGGAAAAAAUCUGGUAACCAUAUUGGCAAUAUUGGUUACUAGCACUCAGGGACUCCUCUCCCCAGUUGGAAUAACUUUUAGGACCCUCCUUAUUACAUUUUAAGGCUGCAUUUUAAAUUGCAGUAACCUACUCUGGGACCUCAUGACGGAGCUAAAAACAAUAAUGAUUAUAAUUUUCACCUUUGUUUGUAUCUCCUCCCCUACCACCCUCCCCUCACUAGAAACUUUAAGCCAUGCAGUGGGGAAUCCAACCCAUCAGCUGAAGGGGAUCCUGGGAGGAUCAAUCUUGUUUCCUGCCAAUGUAUCUCUAGGAAUAACAGUGGAGAAAAUGGAAUGGGACUUCCGCCCGCAAAGGCAUAACCUGGGCUAUUGGUGGGGGGAAUUCAGUCAUGGGAAACUGGAGCACCCAAGUCCCACUGACCGGUUUGGACAACGGCUAGACAUGGUGGACGAGACAACACUGAGGGUCAAAGACCUGGAGUUGAAUGACAGUGGGAUCUACAAUGCUCGCAUCUGGUUUCCUAAGGCACAGUUUCAAGAACAGUGUUUCAGCCUCACUGUUUAUGGUAAGUUAUUGCUUUCACUGUUUGGCUCAUGGAAUAGGAUCAGCACCAUUUCACUACAUAGUUAUUCAGAGGCAUAUGGGACACAAAAAUUCUGUGGCUUUCAUUUGUGUUCACAGAGCCAGUGCCAACACCACAGAUAGACCACCAAGUGGAAUCCAAGACUCCAGGUGGAUGUAAUGUGACCUUGCGAUGCCACACACCUGGAAGGGAAGAUCUCAGUAUCUCCUGGGAAACAGGGGGUCCACACAGGGCCUUAGGAAAGAGUGUGAAUCAGUACCAGGUUUCUGACAAUGGCCAGGAGCUCCAUAUCUCCUUCUGGAACAGUUCUUUGGACUCCAAAUUCACCUGUCUGGUUACAAAUCCCGUUGAUCAAAAGAGAGCCUCCUUUGACUUGCUCAACAUCUGCCAGAGUGAUGAAGGUGAGCAAUAUAUCCUUUCCUUCAUUAUCCAGAGGAGGUGCUUGUUGUGGUGUAACGCCGGCUGGCCCUUAACAUCAGGGAUUUGAAGAGAUGUGUUUGUAUUAAUAAAUGCUGCUCUUCAAAUGCUUGUGAGCAGGAUCGGACCAUACACAGAGCCCCUUGAAGACUGAUCUGAUCCUGUGAAUUGCUGCUGCUGCCCCCAUCUCCUCCUAUUCCUAGCUUAAGACAUUGAUUCAGGGCAGGCAAGUGUGUCUGACGGCAUUGACAGCCCAAAUCAUUGCAAUACAAAUGGUAUAGAUUAGCAACGCUUUUUUUAUCUCUUGUUAUUUAUUCUACUGCUCUCAGCUGAGUGUGAACAUGAGACUCCAAAUCUUGGGGUCAUGAGUUUAAGCCCCACCUUGGGCAAAAGAUCCCAGGGGGUUGGACUAGAUUACUCUAGUUGUCCCUUCCAACUCUACAAUUCCAUGGUUUUGUGAGACUCUGGCGGCUGUUAUUAAAAUGUUUUGAGAAACUCUUAUUGCUCAUUACAGGUGGACACCUUCAACUCUUGAGUUGGAGUCCAUGGCUUAUCUCUUCAGUCAUAGUUCUUCUGGUGAUAAUGGUGAUGGUGAUGGUGAAUUGGAUGUGCUGGAAGAUCAGAUUAGAAAGGAAUAGAAGAGGUAGGACCAUCUCUAUUGAUCUUCCCAUCUCGCCUGAGAUGGGGGCUUCCUGCCAAAUAUAUCUCUUCCUUUAUUUUGCCUAUUCCAAGUGAGAGAGACUGGUCAGUGCCAUGAACUAAAUAAUGUGUCUCAUGUUGCAUUCCACAGGUGUUCCCUCUGUGAUGCGAGAGAAAGGGGAGAAUAUCUGGAGCUCAGGAGCCACCCAGAAGAUGUUGAUGAUGAGGUGAGAUGAACAGUGUGCAAAGUAAUGAUGGAGUGAUUGUUAUAUAAUAGCAGUGAAAGCAUCUGAUACAUUUUGGAGGCAUUUAAUACUUUCAAAAUUAUUAUUAAAGUGGCAAUCUCUUAUAUUUAAAGAAACAAAAACAACAACAAGCAGAUUUCAAACAGGCCAGUGACCCGAUAAUAAACGGCAAUCAAUGUGGCACAACCUGUCACUACAAACCAUCUCUGUUCGUCUCUUAACAUUGUCUAUCGGUGGCACUGGACUCCAUCACAUCGAGCCAAAAUAAACUCUGGCAUCUCUCCCUUAUGCUGGAAAGGCUCAUAUGUCCAUGUAUGGUGGAGCUCCAUGUUGUAAUACUCCUUUUGGGAAAAGGUGUUUCACAUUAUUUCCAAAAUUACGCAGCAAUCCACUCCACCCACAUCAGCUCUUGCCUUGUUAUCAUUAGACUCAAAUUUAAACAAUAACCUUAAAUACAGAGACUUUGUAUUUUUACUAUUAUCAGCAGCCCAAUUAGGAAUCGGCCAAUACUGGAAACAACUAUAGAAAUCACCACAGAAGGGUACUUAAAGGCACUUCAAAGAUAGACACUUUUGGCAAGACUUGGCUUCCACUCUUUUCCUUCAUAAAAUGAGACACAAUAUACUUUUAUUCCACCCACAACCUAAGAAUCUCUGUGGAGAGGCUACUUGAAUUGUCAAUACAUAAAUAAAUGUAUUGCUUGUGUACUGUCUGGUACAUAUGAAACUUAAUAAGACUGUACCACUGGACAAGUUACUGUAGUUAUAUGUUGCUCUUGUAUUUACUGUACAUUAAAACCAAUAAUGAUUAAUUGAGUUUAAAAAACCAAAAACAGGCCAAUGACCCAAACCUCCUGAUCAAAAGACCUAACAAAUGGAUUAUGGCAGAAGGGGAGGCAGGCAGCUUGCGCAAAGAUCCUGUUCCCAUCAGGAGAACAUCCAUGCCCAGUUAAAGCGAACAGAAUUGAACCCUCACCAGCUAGUGAACAGAGAAUCCAGCCCUCUGGCCGCAGGGCUCCACUUCCCACAUCCUUCCCCCAGUGAACCCAACAGGAUUGCUCUCUCCCCUCACCAGCUCUUCUGGAGUCUUCCCCAAAUACUCCUUUUAUCCUUGAUUAUUUAUCAUUGAUAAUAACCGAGUGCUGGAUAAUGGAAAUGACAUAUUUUUGUCAAUUCAAAACUGGCAAUUCCACCCAUUCUCUUAAGGACUUAGUUAUGGCAAGUUCUCCCAUGGAACUAAAAAGCUAGCCCCAAGGAGUGGAACUGAGGUGCAGGGAAGAUGCCUGCUUUUAGGCAAAUUGGUAUAUCUUCUUGGAGAACGCUGGACUUGGACAGGACUUUAAUUUUCUUCAGGGUUCAGGUGGGCCCAAAUGCCCAGAAAUUCUUUUAGAAGUUGCAUCCCCAGAGUUCCUCCUGUCAUGUUUUCUCUCCAAUGCAGAUUGAACACUGAAUCCCACAGACCAACCCUGCAGGUUGACUCAGAGAAGGAGGAAUUCUCAAGAAGUUCCACACUACCCAGAAAACGCUUUCCUUCUCUCUCUUCUUGUACAGUCUCAGAAACAGAGCCCUCAGAGAUUGAACAUUGCAUGAGAGGUCAGGCACAUCUCCAGGAGCCCCUGCUGAGGAAUUCACUGAGGGUCCCUCAGGAGAAAGACCCAUUGCUGAUCUCUCAAUGCUGCCAGUUGAGCCGGAGCUACAGCCUCCCUAGCAGCCUUAAACACUGCCCCCCAAAGUCAUGUGACCAGGACAGAGAGCAACAUACAAAGACUUAUCCAGUGAUUAUGGAAGGGGUCUCCUUAAGAGCAAGGAGUCCCAUAAAUGCCUUCAUCACCAGCACCAGCCGAAAGCGUCUAAGGCACUCCUCUUCAGCCUCCCUGUUGAUGGAAACAGCACAGGAAAGAUUGGAUGAGUGAAGAUACACAUCAGGAACCGGGGAGGCGGAGAGAUAAAACUCUGCAAUGAAUCAAGAAGUGCAUAAAGAUCUACAUCAGGAAGAAGCAUGGGAGCAGCACCUCCUAUUUGCCAAGAGGUCCCUGCAGAGGCAACAUUGCAGGCCAACAUUGCCAAGGAGAUGCAAGAGCUGGCCUCAAUGCUGAUUGAACUCUGCAUCCCAUACACCAACCUUGCAGGUUGACUCAGACAAAGAGGAAUUCUCAAGCUGCCCCAUACAACCCAGGGAAACCUUUCCUUCUCUCGGUUCUUAUGCAGUCUCAGAAACAGAGCCCUUGGAGACUGAUUGAACACUGAAUCCCACAGCCCAAUAUGGGAGAUCAGGCACAUCUCCUGUAGCCACUGUGAAGGAAUUCAUUGAGCUACAGCCUACCCAGCAGCCUUCAACACUGGCCCCAAAGGUCUUGUGAGCAGGCCAAAAAGCAACAUACCAAGUGAUUAUGGAAGGGGUCUCCUUGAGAGCCAGAAGUCCCAGAAAUGCCUUCAUCACCAGCUGCAAACAGGGUACAUAAGACAAUCCUCUGGAGCUUCCGUGUGGCUGGAAACAGCACAGGUCUCGGACUUCUUCAACCCAGGCGCCUAUCCUUUCCUUUCCUUUCCUUUCCUUGCCUCUCUUUUCCUAUUGAGCUUGGACUCCUUCCAUGUAGACUGAAGGUGUAAAUGGGCGAAUAAACCCUAUUUCUUAAAGCUACAACAGUCUCUGUCGUGUCUUCCAUUCUCCAAAGGGAAACAGAUCCUCUUUGGGUGCCUGGGGUCCCAUGGGCUCUUUCCACCGCUGGGCAAAGAGGGGGGCAGGCACCCGACUUUUGCAACAAUACACUGGACUGGAGCACAAGGUUGUUUUCACUCUUCUCCCUUGCAAAAUAUCCGCAAAAGAGAUUUUCUUUUGGGAAGGAGACAUGUUUUCCCUAACAUGGAGACUAAAAGGAAGGGAGGCAAAUAAUUAACAGCAGCAGAGUGACGGUGCUUGUCUGGUGUCAAUAAGCAGGGAGUUCCAAAGAGUAGUGCUGCCAACCCUGAAAGAUUGAUCCCUUGGAAGUGCAAAGCAAACAUUAUGGCAUUUGUACACGAGCCAGUUCUUACUUUUUGGUUCCAUCUUUGUUUUGUUAUUUCUUCUCCUCAGCCUUCAUCAUACUGUGGGAUGAGGUGGAAAGUUUUUGAGAAGCUUGAACUUGUAUUUAGUCUCAAGGGGCAGAAGAUCUCCAGGUGUCAUGUUUCAAAAGGAGAGAGAGAGAGAAGUUCAACAAGUGGGGCAGGAUCCCAGCUUCAGCACCACCCAUAUCCACCCCAGAGUGGCUUGCUCUCCCCUGAACCUCUCAAAAUAAGCUGGGCUAGAGAUCCUGGAGGCACAUUUACCCACAGAGACCUUCCCUGGUGUCCACAGGGUCCCAUCUCCCCUCCCCUCCAUGUUAGCAAAGCAAUUUUACUUAAUUUAACACAUUAUGUUUUAUUUUCACUAAUGCUUGUAUUGCUUGGUACACCUUAUGAUUAAUGCAUACAAAACAUUCAUGCACUGAUGUGCACACAUUUUCCCAGUACAUGCAUGUUUGUACAUAUUAAUCGACUGCUAAACAGCAAAGCAAAAUUCAGACAAGUGUGGAUUUCAUCUGUCAUGGAUGGUUUAGCUAAUAUUCCUUCAUUGAAGGGGGUUGGACUAGAUGGACCCUUGGAAGUCAUUCGAAAUCCACAAUUCUAUGAUUCAAACUAAAUGUUAAAAUCAACAGGGGGGUUACUAAACAUAUACACAGAAAAGGUAAUGCCUCAAGUCGUCAUAGUGUAAAAUAAAAGAACUGCAACUUGUAUUGAAUUUCUGUGUGGGCACCUGGUGCGCAUUUCCUGUUUUAGCUCACAGCUUUCUUAGCCUGGAUGACUGUGGACAAGCUUGUCAGUUACUUCACACAAUUUCCCUCUUAGAGGGAGCUUUGGGGCUGUAGCUUUUCUUAUGCCUGAGAAUAAAAGCAGGAGCCACGUGAUCCUUCUCUCCUUUGGCCCAUGGAUCUUCUCUUCCCUGGGUAAGUCCCUGGGUAGAAAAAGCUGAAUGCAUAGGGCAGGCUUCCCCAACUGGGCCCUCCAGAUGUUUUGGGACUACAACUCCCACCAUCCCUAGCUAACAGGACCACUGGUCAGGGAUGAUGGGAGUUGUAGUCCCAAAACAUCUGGAAGGCCCAGUUUGGGGAAGCCUGGCAUAUGGGGAAAGCCUAUAGGUUUGCUUGGUCAUAAAGGGGAAAGAAACUGACAACGCUGAGCUCAUCUAAAGAAUAGGCCCCCUCCCUGAAAGCUCCCCGCCCCAUCUCAGGGUCAAUGUGUUUGGGCACCUGCUGUGGGCUCACAUUCCACUGACAAGAGCCCCCACCCCACCAGACCUUCUCCUUUCCACCACAGCUUUCUCAUUCUGGCCCAAACAGUAAUGGUGGGUGUCAUGGGCCCAGGGGUUUGGGGGCGCUGGCCAGAUGAGGCUGGUGACAUGGAGGAGACACCCCAGAGGGCCUGGCUAGACUGGGAGCUCAAUGAGCCAGCCAGAGGGAGGAUCCUAGAAAGGUCUGGAGAAGGAUAUGGGAGCCAGCUGUAUGCCAUCUUCCCCUCCCCUCUGAACAGUAUUGAAGCCAGUUGUUCUCAGUUAACUCUUGCGUUGCUUUGUUGUUGUUGUUUUUUCGUUUAUUACGGCCAUAGGCCCAUAUUCAAUACAUCAUACAGCAACAUAGGUAUAACAAGAUAAAAUUAAUCAAUUAAAUUACGUUUAAAUCAAGUACAUCUCAGACCGUAAGUUUCCAAAUUCCAUUAAAAUAAGAAUAAUAUAGCACUUAAAAUAUCAAAUUAUCAGUAUAAAUCAAUAUUUUUUAGGCAAAAUCAAUAAUCAUAGAGUAAUCCAUUUUUCCUUUUAUAGGCUAAUACUGUUAUCAGAAAUCUGGCAACAGAAAGGGACCUACUCGGAUCUGAAUCUUGCAAUAAAUGAAUUAGCUGUGUUUCCAAGGAGUCACCUGAGAUUUCCAAUAAUAAAGGGGACAAAAAUCUGAUCUGAGAAACUGAAUGUAGUGAACAACAGAAUAGUAUAUGUUGUAAAGAUUCUAUAGAUCUAUUAUCACAUACACACACCGCUGAGAUCCGACCACUGGAAAAUCUAUUAUUCAAGACAUUGGAAGGAAAGACAUUAAAUCUUGCCUUAAUAAAGGCAUAUCUGUGGGCCGCUACAGACAAAGAGGUCAAAUAAGAUGGUAUCUGCUGUGAGGGCACUAUGCCAAGAUUUAAUGGUGAGCAAGUGCCACUACCCAAAAUGGUGUUUUGUUGUAGGUCAAUCUCCUCAAGUUUUUGAGUGAGGGUUUUUUUUGCUGUGGCUAGGUCCAAUUCCAAUAAUUCUGAUGGAGACAAUCCAUAGGUCACUACUUUAGAAUGAAUCUCUUUUGCCCCUAGGACAGGAAAAUUAUCUCUCCAGAGGCAUUGGAUCAAAUACAGAUUCGGGAGCCUAUGCCUUAAGGAAAACCAGUAACAAAGGCUGCGCCUCCAAAGAGUAUUUUCUAAAGAUGUAGUUUUUAAUUCUAAGCGAAUAGCUGCGUUACUAACGCACUGGGGAAGUUUUAGCAGUCGUCUUAGAAAUUGAUUUUGAAUUACCUCCAAGGGCAUCAAGUUUACUGCGGUCCCCCAUAAAGGAACAGCAUAUGCCAAUGUUGCAAUUACUUUAGCUUUGAAUACUUUCAGGGCAGAUGGAACAUGAAGAGCCCCGUCCGGAAAAAAAGCGCAACAGCGCAAAGGAUCGGGCCUUGGCCUUGUUUAAAAUAUGUGCAAUAUGGGACUUCCAACCCAGAUUAUAUUGAAAAAAGACUCCCAGGUAUUGAAAUUUAUAGACCUGUUCAAUAGGUUUUCCGUCUAAUUGCCACUUAUAGGAUUUCCGACUUUUUGAGAAGAUUAAUACUUUUGAUUUAGAUUGAUUUAUAGUGAGGGAAUUUGUUUUACAAUAUGAAACAAAGAAUUUUAAUGCUCUCCUGAGGCCAAUUCUUGAGAAGGAUAAAAUCACAGCAUCAUCAGCAUAGAACAAUAGUGGGCAACGAUAGUUUGCGAGGCGGGGGGCAUGGGUGAUUUCCUGAGAUUCAGCCAAUGGUAUCCUCAUGUCACUAAUGAAUAAAUUGAAAAGAAAAGGAGCUAGGAUACAUCCUUGCCGGACUCCUCUGUUGAUGGGCACAGAGUUUGUGAGAUCGCCGGCUGGGGUUAUUCUCACCCUAGCAGCCGACCCCUCAUGCAGCUGGAUUAUUAACCAUAAAAGUCUUCUAUCAAUUCCCCAUCGGGUCAACUUUUCCCAGAGCAACCUUCUGGGGAUGCUGUCAAAUGCAGCCUUAAGGUCGAUAAAAGCUGCACAAAGUUGGCCUCGGUUUGAAGAGGAAUAUUUCCGGGCUAGAUGGUGCAAGACUAAAACAUGGUCCGUAGUUGACUGGUUCGGUCUGAAUCCUGCUUGCUCGGGGCCUAUCAGUUUCUUUUCUUCAGUCCAUUGGAUAAGUCUAUUCAGCAGAAAGCAUGCGUAUAUCUUUCCAACUAUUGACAGUAAACUAAUAUUCCUAUAAUUCUCCGGAUCGUCUGGGGAGCCUUUUUAUAUAUUGGAAUUAUAAUAGCGUCCUUCCAUAUUUUUGGCACCCUUCCAGUUGUAUUAAUAGCAUCGAAAGUAACAGCCAGCAUUUUUGCCCACCAGUCGGAAUGUAGUUUUAUGGCUUCCGCCGGGACCAAAUCUGGCCCAGGGGCUUUGCCGAUUUUAAGUUUAGAGAAUAAAUUCAAGAUUUCAUCGGGGUCUGUAGGAGGCCAGAUAGGGAGAUGGUCAAAUACAUCAUCAAGAGCGUUGGUAUUGGAAUCUGGUGACGCAAAAUAUUUCCUUAAAAAGGAUUCCCAGACUGGGGCAGGAAUUACUGUUAAGGGAUAUCUCCUUGAUCUUCUAUUAACCAGUUGCUAAAAUUGCCGUGAGUUACAUGAACUAGAGGCGACUAUUAGCGCCUGCCAGCGAUUAUGUUGCCACUCUUGCUUAGCCAUUCUCUGGGCUUGCUUAUAUGCUGUUUUUGCUUGCUGGUAAUUCCUAGGUAAUACUAAGGCACCAGAUGAUUUAUAUUCAUUGUAAAUGGCACAGAGAUGUCGUCUAGCUUGUUUGCAUUUUAAAUUAAACCAGGGGCACCGGUCUUAAAAUGGGCCCGAUUUACUUGGAUGGCUGGUACUGCAAAAAAGGACAUAAGAUCUUCUGUAAGCAAAGAGAAUGAAUUAAUAAUUCGUUCAUGCCCAUACAGAUCUAAAUCUAAAACAACAUGAGUUUGAAUUUUCUCUUGUUGGAAGAAUUCCAUAUAUUUUUGGGCUUGAGUUACUGACCAUUUUAUUCCUCUCACUUGUUCUGCAGUAUUUAUUCCCAUAUUUAUGGGGUGUCUAGGCUUGAUAGACUGCCAGUCUAGGGAAAGCUUGGCACUCAAGGGGAGAUGGUCGCUCAUUUGGACGUUUUCUAUUUUAAAAUAAGAAAAAUUUGGGAAUAAAUCUCUCGAAACAAUAAAAUAGUCGAGAACACUAUUUGUAAGUGUGCUCAAAUGAGUAAACUCACCCGGAAUAUCCGGGGGACAAUUUCCGUUUAAAAUUAUCAAAUUCAAACGUAAAAUCAGCUGAUAAAGAAGGGUUCCCGCUUCGUUAACCCUAUUAUCUUUCAAUUUUCUCUGUAUAUGGGGGGAGAGAUCUGAGUUCUGGUGAUCAGGUAUGACCCACCUUUUGGCCUUGCCUAGCGCUUCCCAGUUUGCAGCUGUACGAGCAUUAAAAUCACCUCCCAUGACUGCUGAGAUAUUUGGGAACUUAGUAUAACAAAAAGCUAGGUGUUCUUCAAGUGUUUCCCAUUUGGAAUGGAGGUCCACUACCUGCCCCCGGGGGGGAAAUAGACAUUUGUUACCAGUAAUUCAAAUUUCCCUCCUGAAAUCAGUCCUGUAAUCGCGUAAGGAGAGGAAGAUUUAACAAGUGAAAGUUUUGCUUGCAAUUUGAGGGAAAUGGCUAUUACCAAACCUCCCCUAGGGCAUCCACCUUUAAGAGAGGGGCUAGCUGGAAGCCAAAUGGUAUCGUAUCCAUUUAUGUCAAUCGCCUCCUCUUCCCAAGUUUCUUGUAGGAGAAUUACUUGAAAUAAAUUAUCAAAUUUUAAGAAGUCUGGAUCAGAUUUCUUCCCCCUCCAUCCCGCAAUAUUCCAGCAUAAAAAUGACAUCAAGGAGUGGUUGGGUUGGUCGUUAGGUAGUCAGAUCAUGUGGGAAUGGGAUUCUAACUUUGGGGGAGCUUCAGCUUCAAAAAAAUCAGUAAUUUUCCUUUGAGAAGGUGGCAAUCGUGCUAUACAUCCCAACUGUUUGAAUUUAUUGGGGUGGUUUGGCUGUAAAGUCGUGCCGCUCAUCUCGCUAAAGGCAGAUGUUUGGCCUAAGAUAGUCGACUUUUCAGAGCCAGAUGGUAGAAUUAGGGGGGUAUUACUUAGAGAGAGCGAAAUUAAGUCAGCAGGUAUCGUGCCACUAGUUGAGUGAUCAUUAGUUGUUUGGAUAAUUUUGUUAAUACGACCUGUCGGGUCUUCAACCAGAUCAUUCUUCGGGACUAAAAAUAAAAUGGAGUCAUCUCUCAUUUGUUGGUCUGGUUCAGCUGGUUCUGUUACCGGUUCGAUGGUAUCUAUGGAUUUAUUCAACUUGCACACAUUAGAAGAAAGUGGGUUAAUAAAAUUACAAGUAAGUGGACCCAUAUGGGACACUUUACAUGGAGAACCUAAUUCAGAUUCGUUAAGUUCCCUCAUUUUGUCCCAAGCAGAUGUUGUAGUCAUAUUUGCCUUAGAGAUGGGGUGCAUAAUAGAUGGGUCUGGUGAUGGGGUUUCCACCUCCAGAGUAUGGGAGAGUGGAUUCAUCUCCGCAACAACCAGUUGGCUGGUAGGGGUGGGUGCCUUCCCAACCCACAGGUCCAGUUCUUGGUGGUAUAAGCGUGGGACAGAAUCUGAACCACAGUCUCUAUCAAGCAUAUUUUGUUUAGGUAAUCUCAGCUGUUCCUCCGUCACUUUUGUCAGGCAGAAAUAAAGGGAAUCAAUUUUAUGGAGUAUUUCUUUCUGGACUUCUUGCGGGAGAACACUAUAAGAAUGGAGUAAGUUAUUAUCAAAGCUAUCGAGGUCGAUUCCCUGAUUCUCCGCAUACCUGGGCCCAAGGAAGUCCAACCUCUGAGAGUCCUUGGUAACCAGACCAGUAGGAUGUUUGGAGAUGUCCUCCGCAGAGUUUAUAUCAAUUAGAACAUGUUGAUCAAUCUCAUGUUGAGUUUUUGGCAAAUUUACAAUAUGGGGGAUAAGUGGAAUUGGAGGUGCUUCAUUCUUAAAGUAACUUGAGUACCACUCGUCUCCAGGUGUUCUCUACGUUUGUACACUAGUUUUGCCAGUCUCCCCUCGUAGAAUGAAACCACCGCUCUGGCAAGGAAUCCGUUGAAGUAUAGAUAUUCCACUUGGGCCAAAUCAGUAGGGUUAUUAAGUAUACCUGGCAUAUAGAUCUUUAAAAGGUUCAAUAGAUGGGCUUUACGCUCUUCUUGUGACAGGAGUCCUGGGGGGUUUAGGAUAAUUUGAUAAAACGAGUUUGUUUCGGUACAGCACCAGAUUCCAGUUUUUAUUUGUUAGAUUUGUCUGAUUUCUCUUCUUAGAAGGAUUGGUUUCAUCUACAGAUAGAAUGUAAGACCAUGGAUCUUGGAUCAAAAUGUCUUGCUUGGAGUUAGGUGUUGGGGUAAGUGUUAAGAGUUCCAAGCAAUCCAUCGCAGCGUCAGGGCAAGGGUUUAUAGAGCGUUCUUGCUUAGAAGAUUUCCUGGUUAGAAGUUUCUCAGUGUUCCCACUGUUCUCGGUUAUUGGGAUACUCUUGAGAAGAUUAAAAAGCUUUUUAAAAUCCAUUUUUUUGUAACGCACUGCCUUAAAGUUUUUAACAUUUCUGCUCUUUUUUACCCUUAUGGGCCUCUUUUUCAAGGCAGUAGCCCUACAAGAUCUCUUGGCAUUCCUUGGUGGUCUGUUUUUGCAGGUGGUAGGAAGGAAGUUGUUAUUACUUUCCAAUUCUACAGUCACCCCGCUGGAUUCCCUACAGAGAGUUUUGCAAGUAUCCAUCAUUAUAGUGAGGAUUUUUGUACAGGUGGCCAGAUGGGAUUUUAUAUUUUCGAUAUCCUCAGUUAGAAGCACAAGCCAUUUGAUAACUGAUAAAUCCUCAUCCUCAUUUGUCUCAAGUUGGAAGCAGGAGUCUCUUGAUGUUUUAGGGUUUCCCGAAGACAUCUCUGCAAUUUGUUUUAACAUUAGUUCUUCCACUUCUCAGACUCGGGAUGGUUCAGGAGAAGCUUGGGAUUUAAGUCUCUGUUUUGGGAGUAGUUCGGUGACUGUACCAAUUGUGUUUGGAUUUACUUUGGGCUUUAUUGGCCCUUUGUUGUGGCAUUCUUCUACACAAUCCUCUCUCUGCACAGCCGACCCUUCAGUGCAGGAGGGAGAAGUUUCAGUUUCCUGCUGAAUCUCACUCGGCUUGACUUCACCCCUAUUCUUAAAGGGCCGAGUGCUUUUUGUUUGAGCUCCCUUUAGGGUAGCUCUUUUAGAGAGAGGUCUUAGAUCACUCCGAUAAAAGCCUGGUGUUCUACAGCCAAUCCUGGUCGUCACCAUUAUUUAUCUUGUGAAGGUCAAGUUGGUAAAAAUCUCACCUCGGUUCAUUAGCUCCGUCGGAUGUUGCAGGAGGGUUCUCCACGGGACUACUUCCAAGGUAGGCAGGUAAUUGAGACCAAUUUGCUGAGCUCCUUUGCCGUGGUGGUGGAGGCCGCAGUGGCGUCAGCCUUUCUGGCUGUGUCACCCUCCUAGCCCAGUGGGAAGGCGUCCGAGAUAACAAGGAGGUAAAACCAUGAGAUGAUAAAAUAGGGCAAUAAAACAAUAAAGUAGAAUAAUAAAAGAACCAUAAAACUGUAAAGUGGUGAGAGCAGCUGCUUCACCCUGCCUCACAGAUCGGUGGCCAUCUUGGAUCUCUCCAAAGAGUAGUGCUGCCAACCCUGAAAGAUCGAUCCCUUGGAAGUGCAAAGCAAACAUUAUGGCAUUUGUACACGAGCCAGUUCUUACUUUUUGGUUCCAUCUUCGUUUUGUUAUUUCUUCUCCUCAGCCUUCAUCAUACUGUGGGAUGAGGUGGAAAGUUUUUGAGAAGCUUGAACUUGUAUUUAGUCUCAAGGGGCAGAAGAUCUCCAGGUGUCAUGUUUCAAAAGGAGAGAGAGAGAGAGAGAGAAGUUCAACAAGUGGGGCAGGAUCCCAGCUUCAGCACCACCCAUAUCCACCCCAGAGUGGCUUGCUCUCCCCCUGAACCUCUCAAAAUAAGCUGGGCUAGAGAUCCUGGAGGCACAUUUACCCACAGAGACCUUCCCUGGUGUCCACAGGGACCCAUCUCCCCUCCCCUCCAUUUUAGCAAAGCAAUUUUACUUAAUUUAACACAUUAUGUUUUCUUUUCACUAAUGCUUGUAUUGCUUGGUACACCUUAUGAUUAAUGCAUACAAAACAUUCGUGCACUGAUGUGCACACAUUUUCCAAGUACAUGCAUGUUUGUACAUAUUAAUCGACUGCUAAACAGCAAAGCAAAAUUCAGACAAGUGUGGAUUUCAUCUGUCAUGGAUGGUUUAGCUAAUAUUCCUUCAUUGAAGGGGGUUGGACUAGAUGGACCCUUGGAAGUCAUUCGAAAUCCACAAUUCUAUGAUUCAAACUAAAUGUUAAAAUCAACAGGGGGUUACUAAACAUAUACACAGAAAAGGUAAUGCCUCAAGUCGUCAUAGUGUAAAAUAAAAGAACUGCAACUUGUAUUGAAUUUCUGUGUGGGCACCUGGUGCGCAUUUCCUGUUUUAGCUCGCAGCUUUCUUAGCCGGGAUGACUGUGGACAAGCUUGUCAGUUACUUCACACAAUUUCCCUCUUAGAGGGAGCUUUGGGGCUGCAGCUUUUCUUAUGCCUGAGAAUAAAAGCAGGAGCCACAUGAUCCUUCUCUCCUUUGGCCCAUGGAUCUUCUCUUCCCUGGGUAAGUCCCUGGGUAGAAAAAGCUGAAUGCAUAGGGCAGGCUUCCCCAAACUGGGCCCUCCAGAUGUUUUGGGACUACAACUCCCACCAUCCCUAGCUAACAGGACCACUGGUCAGGGAUGAUGGGAGUUGUAGUCCCAAAACAUCUGGAAGGCCCAGUUUGGGGAAGCCUGGCAUAUGGUGACAAUCUAUAGGUUUGCUUGGUCAUAAAGGGGAAAGAAACUGACAACGCUGAGCUCAUCUAAAGAAUAGGCCCCCUCCCUGAAAGCUCCCCGCCCCAUCUCAGGGUCAAUGUGUUUGGGCACCUGCUGUGGGCUCACAUUCCACUGGCAAGAGCCCCCACCCCACCAGACCUUCUCCUUUCCACCACAGCUUUCUCAUUCUGGCCCAAACAGUAAUGGUGGGUGUCAUGGGCCCAGGGGGUUUGGGGGCGCUGGCCAGAUGAGGGUGGUGACAUGGAGGAGACACCCCAGAGGGCCUGGCUAGACUGGGAGCUCAAUGAGCCAGCCAGAGGGAGGAUCCUAGAAAGGUCUGGAGAAGGAUAUGGGAGCCAGCUGUAUGCCAUCUUCCCCUCCCCUCUGAACAGUAUUGAAGCCAGUUAUACUCAGUUAACUCUUGCGUUGCUUUGUAUUUAUGUACUUAAGCCUGGAUUUUUUGUGGGAGGGGGGAUAUUUACUUUCAUAUUCCAUAUUCUGUACAUUUGUACUUCCAAUGCUCUGCCUUUUGACGUUUUGAAUGUUUGCUGUGAGGCAGCUUGGGCAGAGCCCAUUGUGGAAGGGACGCAUACAGAUAAACUCAAUCAAUCCCAGUCAAGAGGGAAGUAUCUGAGACAGCUGAUGUUGCUUACUAGCAUCCAGUUCCUGGUGAGGGUGGGGCAAUGCAACAGUGAUCUUUGUUAUUUGAUCUCAUUUCAUAGAACAAACUGCGCAUCAGACGAAGGCGGAAGAUAGAGAGCCCAACUGUAGGUUGGUCCAGAGCCAAUGAUAGGUUGAGCCAGUGCUUUUUUUUUCCUGCGGGGGAUGCAAGGGUACGCAUACCCCUAAACAUUUUGUGAAUCUUUGUACUUUUGUCCAUUUACUGUAUUUAUUUUUCCUGAUUUGAACUAUAAAAUGGUGAUUAUUUUGAGUCAAAAUGAGAGUACCCCUAAACAAAUAUUUUUUAAAAAGCACUGGGUAGAGCCAACUAAUUCUAGUUCUCUCACUGCCUGCCCUACUGAGAACUACAAGAGGAACACAGAUACUAAGGAGGAAGGGUCAAGUGGGAGUAGAAAGUAAAAAAGGAAAACAGGUGGGGAAUGGUUAAGGACAGGCGGACGCUGUCCUAAGGGAGGGAACAGUCUCCACUGCUGUGAUGUGUUGCUGCACAUUGCAACCUUUUCUCUUCUUUGCAAGGGUUUAGCUUCAGGACUCUGAAAGGUUGGUGGUCUCCAGAUGUGAGUGAGAAUCAAACACCUUUUCUUAACAGAAACCUUUAACAGGCAGGUGUAUAACACAGAGAGAAACACCCUGAGCUUGCACCUCUUUCUCCUCCUCCACCGAUCCUUGCUUGGAAUUACCUUUGUACUUCUACAAUGUCCUUCUCUGAUGCUUCCUGGUUUAUUAGGGGAGGAACAAAGAGCACAAACAGCCUUGCUGGUGUAAAUAGGUGGAGGAUCUGAUCUGCUCAGAAGCGAGAAGACGGAUGGGAUGAUGAUUGUGUUCCAAAGUUCACAACUCUUGCGAAAAACUCUGUACUCAGGCUACGCCUAUAAAGUGGAUGAACCGGCUUAUUUUAGAGCAACUAUCCUGUGCAGACAAAUGAAGCUGUCCUUCUCAGGGUGGUGAAACAGAUGCCUCAAUGCCCAUAAGCAGGACCUGAGCUCAACAGGCACAAGUCUCCCCAUUGGUGAGUCCAAGAAAGGGGCAUUCUGGUGCCCCACUUCCGCUCAUGGCUCUCUGCACCUCUGGAGAGAUACGAUGGUGGAUUUUUCUCACAGAAGACCUCUUCUUCAGACUAUUGCUCUACUCUUCCCUGGGUAAGGACUUCACUGCUUUCUCUCUCACUCACUCAGAAACCACAGGUAACCCACCUAUAUGCAUUGUUAUGAAUAGAUAAUUUUUUGGCAAUAUUGGUUACUAGCACUCAGGGUCUCCUCUUCCCAUCUGGACUCCUCCCAGAACACCCAGGCUGGCUUCAAAGGAAGCUCCAAAGGAAGACUUUUGAGAGUUUAAUUCUCUGUGUGAUAUUUGUUACUGAGCUGAAAUUGGGGUGGGACAAUUUGUGUGUAUGAUGAAGGUGAUCAUCUCCCCUGAAGGUGUGGAGUGGAACAGAAUAAAUGACAUGCUGGCAGCAAGUCACCCUCAUUUGUAGGGCAGAAAUGUUUUCCUGUGGGAUAUUUUCCUAUGAUGUGUCAGUUAUUCACCAGUACAAAAUAAAUAUCAGUUUAGAGCCAACAGUGAAUUAGAGGAGCCAACCAAUGAGCAGGAAAAGGCAACUGGGGAUCUUGGUGGAACAGAGUCAGUUUUCCCAAAAUUUAACCAAUGGGCAGAUGAUCCGCAAAACAGAUGUUCCCCAAAAUUUGACCAAUGGGCAGCUUUGAAAAGAUUUAAGUGUUUAAUUGAUUGCUUUAGAUACAGAUGACGUUCAGACCUGAGCCAUGAGCCAACAGUGUGACGCGGCAGCUAAAAAAGCCAAUGCAAUUCUGGGCCUCAUCAAUAGGAGUAUAGCAUCUAGAUCAAGGGAAGUAAUAGUGCCACUGUAUUCAGCUCUGGUCAGACCUCACCUGGAGUACUGUGUCCAGUUCUGGGCACCACAGUUCAAGAAGGACACUGACAAACUGGAACGUGUCCAGAGGAGGGCAACCAAACUGGUCAAAGGCCUGGAAACGAUGCCUUAUGAGGAACGGCUAAGGGAGCUGGGCAUGUUUAGCCUGGAGAAGAGGAGGUUAAGGGGUGAUAUGAUAGCCAUGUUCCAAUAUAUAAAAGGAUGUCACAUAGAGGAGGGAGAAAGGUUGUUUUCUGCUGCUCCAGAGAAGCGGACACGGAGCAAUGGAUCCAAACUACAAGAAAGAAGAUUCCACCUAAACAUUAGGAAGAACUUCCUGACAGUAAGAGCAGUUCGACAGUGGAAUUUGCUGCCAAGGAGUGUGGUGGAGUCUCCUUCUUUGGAGGUCUUUAAGCAGAGGCUUGACAACCAUAUGUCAGGAGUGCUCUGAUGGUGUUUCCUGCUUGGCAGGGGGUUGGACUCGAUGGCCCUUGUGGUGUCUUCCAACUCUAUGAUUCUAUGAUUCUAUGACCUCACACUAUUUUAUUUCUAAACUUUAUACUUUUAAAAAAAAUAUAUAUUCUGGGCCAAUCUUCUGUCUGAGUUUUUCUGGAUCCCAGUUCCUGGACACCAGGACUUGGAAUGUAACUUUGGGCUUGUAAAAACUUCCUUCUCUUAUACUAAAGGGCCACGUUGCUAAGACAGCUAAGAGAAUGCAGUAAAUGUUUAACUAGAGAGAGUUGGGCAGUUCCAAGUGGGUCAAUGUACAAUUCAGCAACAGCUAAGAUUAAUCUUGGACAUUGUAAACUUUCUUGGAUUUUGGUUCCAAAUACCUGAGAGACUGCUUUCUUCCCCAUAGUCCAUCUCAGCUGUUAAAACUAGGGGCUCUUGGUAGUUUCACCUCCCUCAAACAGUUGGGGGAGUGCCAGCCCAGGAGAGGACCUUCUUUGUGACAGGCUGCUAAACUGUAGAAGUCCCUCCCUACAGAGUUGCACCCGGCACCUUUAGUGUAGAGUUUCCAUUAUAUUCUGAAGAGUCACCUCUUCUCCCUACCAUUCACACCUACAAUAUCAUUUUUGGACCCUCCCUCUCACGUUUUAAUGCUGCAUUUUAAAUUGUUGUCACCUCCUCUGGGACCUCAUGAUGGAAGAUGGAGAAGGAGCUAAAAACGAUAAUGAUACUAAUUUCCCCCUUUGUUUGUAUCUCCUCCCCCACCACCCUCCCCUCACUAGAAACUUUAACCCAUGCAGUGGGGAAUCCAACACAUCAAGUGAAGGGAAUCCUGGGAGGAUCAGUCUUGUUUUUUGCCAAUGGAUCUGAAGGAAUAAGAGUGGAAAAAAUGGAAUGGGACUUUCUACCCCAAAGAGGUGGCCUGGGCUUUUGGCUGGGGGAAUUCAGUCAUGGGAAACUGGAGCAACAAAGUCCCACCGACCGGUUUGGACAACGGCUAGACAUGGUGGACGAGACAACACUGAGGAUCAAAGACCUGGAGUUGGAUGACAGUGGGAUCUACAAUGCUCGCAUCUGGUUUACUAAGGCACAGUUUCAAGAACAGAGUUUCAGCCUCACUGUUUAUGGUUAGUGAUUGCUUUCAAUGUUUGGCUCAUGGAAUAGGAUCAGCACCAUUUCUCUACAUAGGUACUGGGAGGGGUGGGGUGCAAACCUCAUGCUGAUUACAUUUGUUUUCCACAGACCAAUGGUUUCGAUCUAACCUUCUAUGACAAGCAACCAUUUCACUGUUCUGAACAAGGUUUCUGAUUGGUGUCAUUUUUCAUAUGCAGUUAUUGAGAGUAGUGGGACACAAAUUUUAUGUUGCUUUCAUUUGUGUUCCACAGAGCCAGUGCCAACACCACAAAUACACCACCAAGUGGAAUCCAAGACUCCAGGUGGAUGUAAUGUGACCUUGCGAUGCCUCACACCUGGAAGGGAAGAGCUCAAGGUCUCCUGGGAAACAGGGGGUCCACACAAGGCCUUAGAAAAGAGUGUGAAUCAGUACCAGGUUUCCGACAAUGGCCGGGAGCUCCGCGUCUUCUACAGGAGCAGUUCUUUGGACUCCAAAUUCACCUGUCUGGUUACAAAUCCUGUUGACCAAAAGGGAGCCUCCUUUGACUUGCUCAACAUCUGCCAGAGUGAUGAAGGUGAGCAAUAUAUCAUUUCCUUCAUUAUGCAGAGGAGGUCUUUGUGGUGGCGAAAAGGCAGGCUAGCCCUUAACAUGAGGGGUUUGGGGAGAUGUGUUUGUAUUAAUAAAUGCUGCUUUUUGAGUGCUUGAGGGCAGGAUUGGAGCAAACACAGAGCUCCUCGAAGACUGAUCUGAUCCUGUGAAUUGCUGCUGCUGCCCCCAUCUCCUCCUAUUCCUAGCUUAAGACGUUGAUUCAGGGCAGGCAAGUGUUUCCGACAGGCAUUCACAGCCCAAAUCAUUGCAAUACAAAGGGGAAAGAUUAGAAACACUUGCUUAUCUCUUGUUAUUUAUUCUACUGCUCUCAGCCAGGUGUGAGCAUGAGGCUCUGAGUCUUGGGAUCAUGGGAGCAAGCCACAUCUUGGGCCAAAGAUUCCUGCAAUGCAGAGGGAUGGACUAGAUGACUCUAGUUGUCCCUUCCAACUCUACAAUUCUAUGAUUCUGUGAGACGCAUUCUGGCAAUUGUUAUUAGAGUAUGUUUUGAGAAACUCUUAUUGUUCAUUGUGUGGGAUAUAAAGCUGUCAGUCAAGGCCAAUAUUCCGAGAGGACUAACUGCCUCUGGGUGGCAGGCAGUUUUGUCACUUGGUUGGUCAGUUGCUGCUAGGAGUGUUAACUGGUAACUGCUUGGAUGCAGUCUUCUCAUGACUCACUCCAAUCUAGUAUAUAGUUUAUCUGUUAUGUAACCUAAGCCUGCCUUCAGGAACAACUCUGUAUACCUGAAUGAAUCUGAAAGUAAAGUAGUAUAUGUUAAUAUGAUUCAGAUUCAUGUGUGUUUUCUUUAAGAGGGAUGGAAAGGGAUUAUCAACCAGGAAGGUAUAAUUAUUGAUAGGACUCAAACAAGUUAGCAACCUGCAUAAACUCAGACAAGGGAUCCUUUAUACUCUGCUAAAUAAUAUAAACAUUCCCACACAUUGUAGGUGGACAGUUUGGACCCUUGAGUUGGAGUCCAUGGCUUCUACCUUCCCUCAUAUUUCUUAUGGUGAUGGUGAUGCUGAUGGUGAUGGUGAAGGUGAAGGUGAAUUGGAUGCGCUGGAAGAUCAGAUUAGAAAGGCAUAGAAGAGGUAGGACCAUCUCUAUUAACUUCUUCCAAUCUCUCCAAAAUGGGGACUUCCUGCCAAAUAUACCUCUACCUUUCUUCUGCUUAUCCUGAGAGGCAGAGACUGGCGAGUGCCAUGGACUCAAUAAUGUGUCUCAUUUCGCACUCCACAGAUAUUCACUCUGAUGCGAAAGAAAGAGAAGAGUAUCCAGAGCUCAGGAGCCACACAGAAUAUGGUGGGAGAUGAUGAGGUGUGAUGAUUGGUGUGCAAAGUAAUGAUGGGGUGAUUGUUUUUAUCUACCAAUGAAAUCAUCUGAUAAAUUUGGGAGGCAUUUAUAACAUUUGGGAGGCCUCUUCUUUCCCUGCAUGCCCACCAGCUGCGCCCCGCCAACUAUAUGGCGGGCAUUCAGCUUCCUUCCCAAGCCUCUGCAGGAGGAGAGUGAUCCUCACAGAGCUCCCAAGCCUCUGCAUCUGCUAAAGACGGCCCUGAUCCCAGUUGUUGUCCUCCUGCUUCCUGGCAAAAGGCGGCGUGCAGACUUCCCAGGCUGCCUUCCUGGGUGCCCCAACACUGGAGUGCAUGUCCACCAGCACGUUUUCCUGCUUGAUCGCUGGCACCACGCCAGGGAUCGGGGAAGUGGGGGAGGCAGAGGAUAUUUUCCACUGCCCCCUCCCUUGUUUUGGAGUUGCCAGGGGGGGUGACGGAGGGAUCUUUGCACCACGGCGCCUGAUAUGCUUAAGACGGCCCUGAGGCAGCAUGCCAGAGCAAUGGAGGCUUAUCUCCCUCUCACUGUGUGUAAGACUCCCAUUUCUACUCCUCUCAGCUUCUCCUCCCUCCUCUUCAGAUCCUCGCUGUCUUUCAGAAUGGGAAUGUCCCUGACAUUUUCAUUGAGACCAAUAAUUGUUAUUUGGAUUGAAAAAACAAAAACAGGCCAGUGACCCAAAAAGACUUAACCAAUUGAUUAUGGCACAAGGGGAGGCAGGCAGCUUGUGCCAAGAGCCUGUUCCCAUCAGUGGAACAUCCAUGCCCGGUUAAAGUGAACAGAAUUGAACCCACCGCUCUCCUAAUAGUGAAUGAAGAAUUCAGGGCUCUGCUGCCCACAUCCUUCCCCCAGUGAACCCAGCAGGAUUGCGCUCUUCCCUCACCAGCUGUUCUGGACUCUUCCCAAAAUACUAAUUUUAUCAUUGAUAAUAACUGAGUGCUGGAGAGUGGAAAUGACAUACUUUUGUCAAUUCAAAAUGGGCAAUUACACCCGCUCCCUUAUGGACUUAGUUAUGGCAAGUUCUCCAGGAGCCUGUGGAAUGAAAAAGGUACCCAUAAAGGCUGGAACAGAGGUGCAGGGAAGAUGCUUUUAGGCAAAUUGGUAUCCCUUCUUGGAGAACUCUGGACUUGGACAGGACUUUAAUUUUCUUCAGGGUUCAGGUGGGCCCAAAUGCCCAGAAAUUCUUUUUAGGAGUUGCAUCCCCAGAGUUCCUCCUGACAUAUUUUGUCUCCAAAGCAGAUUGAACACUGAAUCCCACAGAACAAACCUGCAGGCUGACUCAGAGAAGGAGGAAUUCUCAAGCUGUUCCACGCUAUCCAGAAAAUGCUUUCCUUCUCUCACUUCUUGUACAGUCUCAGAAACAGAGCCCUCAGAGAUUGAAGAUUGCAUGAGAGGUCAGGCACAUCUCCAGGAGCCCCUGCUGAGGAAUUCACUGAGGGUCCCUCAGGAGAAAGACCCAUUGCUGAUCUCUCAAUGCUGCCAGUUGAGCCAGAACUACAGCCUACCCAGCAGCCUUCAACACUGGCCCCAAAGGUCUUGUGACCAGGACAAACAGCAACAUACCAAAACUUAUCCUGCGACUGUAGUUGGGGUCUCCUUGAAUGCAAGGAGUCCCAGAAAUGCCUCCAUCACCAGUCGCAAACAGAGUAUAUAAGACAAUCCUCCUGAGCUUUACUGUUGCUGGAAACAGCACAGGUCUCUGGCUUCUUCAACCCAGGCGCCUUGCCUUGCCUUGCCUUCCCUCUCUUUUCCUACUGAGCUUGGACUCCUUCCAUGUAGACUGAAGGUGUAAAUGGGUGAAUAAACCCUAUUUCUUAAAGCUACAGCAGCCUCUGCUGUGUCUUCCAUUCUCCAAAGGAACACAGACCCUCUUCGGGUGCCUGGGAUCCCAUGUACUCUUGCCUCAACUGGGUACUGGACUUUUGCAACAAUACAUUGGACUGGAGCACAAGGUUGUUUUCCCUCAAUUUGGGUGAGGUGAGGAUAUUUAUAGCAAGAGUAAUAAAAAGAAAUAGUUAUUUAGGGGAAUUGCAUUUAAUUCUAAAUUAUAUUCCGGAAACGUGGAAGAAUUCAAGGGGUUAAAAAAAAUUGAUGUACCGUGCUAUAUUAGAAGCAAAAUAACUUGUUUUGAUGAAUCGGAAGAACUGCAAAAAGAUUCCAUUGAGCACAUGGAUUGAUAAUGUGGACAGAUUAGCUACAUACGAACGAAUUAAGCAAUAAGUCAGAUAGCAGUGGGAAGUGGAGGGAGGAGAGGGAGGUGGGAAAAUAAUGUUAAAAAUGUGUAGUCAUAGGUAUAUCUUUGUAUUCAAAUCUGAUUGUCAGAUUGGGUUAUUAUUGUUAUUAUGUUUUUUGUUGCAUGUGUCUUUUGCGGUUGUUGUUUGUAUCGAAAAAAUGUUUAAAUAAUCUUUUCCAGAAAAGGUUGUUUUCACUCUACUCCCUGGCAAAACAAAGAGAUUUUCUUUUGGGAAGGAGACAUAUUUUCCCUACCAGGGAGACUAAAAAGGAGCGAGGCAAAUAUUUAACAGCAGCAGAGUGAGGGUGCUUGUCUGGUGUCAAUAAGCAGGGAGUUCCAAAGAGUAGUGCUGCCAACACUGAAAGAUUGAUCCCUUGGAAGUGCAAAGCAAACAUUGUGACAUUUAUACAUGAGCCAGUUCUUCUUGCUCUUUGGUUCCAUCUUUGUUUUGUUCUUUCUUUGCUUCUUCUCCUUACCCAUUAUCUGACUGUAGGAUGUGGUUGUGGUCUCCGAUGAGGGAGGAGAGGGAGAGUUUGUGAGAAGCUUGAACGUGUAUUUUGUCUUAAAGCAGAGACGUUCUCCAGGUGUCAUGUUUCAAAAGGAGAGAGAUUUUGUUUUAUUUUCACUAAUGUUUGCAUUGCUUGGUGCACUUUAUGAUUGAUGCAUACAAAACAUUCAGGCACUGAGGUGCACACACUGUCCCAGUACAUGCAUGUUUGUACAUAUUAAUCACUGGCGAACAGCAAAGCAAAAUUCAGACCAGUGUGGAUUUCAUCUGCCAUGAAUGGUUUAGCUAAGAUUCCUACAUUGAAGGAGGUUGGACUAGAUGCCCUUGGGAGCCCUUCCAACUCUACCAUUCUAUGAGUCAAACAAUAUGCUAAAAGAAUCAGGGGUUACUGAACACAGAUACAGAAAUAGUAAUGCCUCAUGUCGUUGUAGCGUAAAAGAGAAGACCUGCAACCAAAAUUUCCGAAUUCCUGUGUGGGCACCUGGUGCGCAUUUCUCAUUUUUAGCUCACAGUUUUCUUGGCCUGCAUGACUGUGGACAAGCUUAUCAAUUACUUGGCACUAUUUCCCUCUUAGAGGGAGCUUUGGGGCUGUGCACUGCAGCUUUUCUUAUUCCUGGGAAUAAAAGCAGGAGCCUGUUGCUGUACCAAUGAGGAGAAAUCAACUCUCCACCAGCAGCAGCCACACCUGAGGCUCCCUAUAUUCCUGGCCAGAAAUAUUCAUGAAUUUUCCCACAGGCAUCCAGCUGGCCAUUGUGAGAAGAACAGGAUGCCAGACUAGAGGAGCCGUUGACAGGAUCUUCUUAUGUUGUGAUUUUCCUGAUCUGCCUCUGGAGUUAAUUGGGGUUCAGGGCAUAUGAAUAUUCCUUUGGGGCUCAUUGACAUAUGAAUUUUGCUUCUUUGAACUUUCUUCAAGGAGAUAAAAAUCUGGGCAAUUGCAAUGCUUUUCCAUGUUGUUAAAUUUGUUACAGUCUGCAAAAGCUGCCAGCGUUUUUCAUUGCUUUGGCUCUGCCCAGAUCUGUCAGAAGACUUUUGUUAAUAGCCAGUCUUUGCAAACAGCAAUUCUCCUCCUCCCCCACAUUCCACAUCCAGAAACACACUUGCGCAGAGAAGCAAACUCUUUUGUGCAGUCGUUUCCUCUUCAGAAUGUUGCUGUACUUUCCUCUGGGUUGGUCCUACACUGUUUGUCCUGAAGAGCAAUAAGACUUGUGCAAACAGCUGGUGUUUCCAGAGGCUGGGGAAGAGACUGACCAUUGUUGUCCAACAUUUGCCUCCUGCAGCUGCCAGACUCCUCUGGAGAAGGAUAUGGGAGCCAGCUGUAUGCCAUCUUCCCCUCCUCUCUGAACUGUAUUUAAGUCAGGCUGCUUGGAGUGUAGCAAUACCAGUCCCAGAAACGUCAUUGUCAGUUAACUCUUGUGUUGCUUUGUAUCCAUGUACUUAAGCCUCCAUUUUUUUGUGGGGUGGGGGCAGUAAUAUUGAUUUUAUUCUGUGUUUGCCAAAUUGUUUAUUUCUGUCAUUUUUAAAAAUUUGCUGUCAUAUUCUGUAUUUUGUACAUUUGUAUUUCCAGUGUUCUGUUGUUGUUUUUAUGAUUUGAAUGUUUGCUGUGAGCCACUUUGGGCACAGCUCAUUGAGGAUCAGAUGCAUGUAAAUAAACUCAAUCAAUACCAAUCAAGAGGACAGUAACUGAAACAGCUGAUCUUGGUUACCAGCACCCAGUUCCUGGAGAGGGUGGGGCAAUGACAGAAAUCUUUGUUACUGAGCUCAGUUUGUAGGACAAUCUGUCCGACUGAAAGGUACAAGAGUAAAAGGUACUAAGGAGGAGGCAGUGCCAGGGCUCGUUGAAAGUGAAAAAGAAGACAGGUGGGGACUGGCUAAGGUAUGGUUACCAGACGUCCCCAUUUCCCAGAAACAGCCCCCUGAUUUACAAAUCUUUCCCCGGACAAAAUCUGUCCCCAGAAUGUCCCCAGAUUUCAUUUAAUGUCCCUGGAUUUAUAUUUUAAUUGUUGUAGAUUUAUUCGUAGGGAAUGAAUGUUGGGUGAUUGAUUCAAUGGCACAAGACAAAGCAUAUGGGGACUUCUGGCAAGGCAAAAUGGCGGGCGCCACAGCAGCGAGGAGCUCCUGAAGCCAGCCAGAGCCAACUGCGCUACCAGGCUGGCUCUGGGCUGCUGAGACUGCCACCACCUCCGAGGGGGAAUCAGGGAUCACCGGUGGAUCAACUGGGAGAACAACUGACAUGCACACACACCCUACAACCCAAAUUGAGCCAGAAAGAGUGCCCGGCCCCCUAGCCAACUACCCAGCGGUGCUCUGGGGCCAGGAAAAACCCAGAGCCGAUGCAGGGAGAAGGAGGAGAGUAGAAGAAGGAAGAGAGAGGAAGAGGAAGGAGGAAAAAAAAGAGGGGAGCCCUGACCUUGCUGCACCGCUACUGCCGCCGCCACUAGGGAGGAGAGGUAGGAGAGCCCUGGGAGGGCAAGGACACGUGGCUGAGCCCAGGUCUGACCUGAGCCGACUCCAUGGCGGCUAGCACUCCAAGAGAGCAGGCCAGGGUCCAGAGGAACGCCGCACAACAGAGGAGACCACAGAAGAGAAGGUAUUACUUAAAAAAAAAUUAAAAAAAAUUAUCACUUUUUUUUUCUCUUUUCAAGAAAAAAAAGUGUCCCUAGAUUCUUACCAAAAAAAAACCUGGUAACUUUAGGCUAAGGACGGGCUAAAGCUGGCAAAGGCAGUGCCCCACUCAUCCUUAGGGAACAGUCUCUACUGCUGCUGUUGUAGUUGCUGCUGCACAUUUGCAACUGUUUCUCUCCUUUGCAAGGGUUUUUCAAGACUCUGAAAGAUUGGUGGUCUCCAGAUGUGGGUGAGAAUCAAACACCUGUUCUAAACAUAAACAUUUAACAGGCACACAGGAAGGUGUUUAACAACAAAGAAGCUCUCACCCUGAGCUCACACACUCUUUCUCCUCCUCCGCUGAUCCUUCCUGGUUUAUAAGGGGAGGAUGAAAGAGCAGUGAAAGGAGGAGUCAGAAAAAAGGAGGAGAAGCACAGUUUUGCCUGGAUGAGAAGGGGAGGGAGAGCGAGCACAGACAGCCUUGCUGGUUUGAAGAGGAGGAUCUGAUUUGCUGGGAAGCGAGAGGAAGGAAGGAGCCGACCGUUGUGUUCGAAAGUUCAUGACUCUUGCUGAUAAAACUCUGUAGUAGGGCAAUGCUUAUAAGAUGGAUGAUCAGGCUUAUUUUAGAGCAUCUAUCCUGUGCAGAAAAAUGAAGUUGUUCUCCUCAUGGUGGUGAAACAGAUGCCUCAAUGGGAAAUCCACAGGCAGGACCUGAGCUCAACAGCAGCAAGUCUCCCCAUCUGUGAGUCCCAGAAACAGUCUGGUGCCUCACUGUCGCUCAUGGCUCUCUGCACCUCUGGAGAGAUACGAUGGUGGACUUUUCUCGCAGAAGACCUCUUCUUCAGACUAUUGCUGUACUCUUCCUUGGGUAAGGACUUCACUGCUUUCUCUCUCAAAAACAAAACAAAAACAAAAAUAAAGAAACCCCACCUAAAUGCAUGGAGGGGCACUGUGAGUUUGAUUUGUCAUGAAGGGGAAAAUUAUUGGCAAUAUUGGUUACUAGCACUCAGGGUCUCCUCUCCCCUGCUGGAACCUCCCCCUGGCUUCAAAGGAAGCUCCAACAGAAUGCUUUUGAGAGUUUUAUUGUGUGUGUAUUAUUUGUUACUGAGCUGAACUUGGGGGGGACAAUCUGCGUGUAUGAUGAUGAAGGUGUGCAGUGGAGCGAAAUAAAAGCACAGGAUAUGAUGACUGCAAGUCGACCUCGUCUCUAGGGCAGAAAUGUUUUCCUGCAGGAUUUUGUCAGUCAUUAACUAAUACAAAAUAAAUGUCAGUUAAGAGCAAGCAGUGAAUUAGAGGAGCCAACCAAUGAGCAGGAAAAGGCGACUGGGGAUCUUGGUGGAACAGAGUCAGUUGCUUCUCUGAACUCUGUAUAAACUUAUCUUGGUUUCACGAAAAAUUGUGCAUAAUUAUUUUUUCCUGAAACACACAUGCACGUGGUUUUUAUAUUGCUGCUUAGAAUAAUUUUUCACUGGGUUAGAGCUUUCUGUGUUGAGUUUUCAACAGACAUUUUGCACAGCUCUGAUUCUGCCUUGAGACUUUAUUACAACCAAGCAGUAUACAAAUCUUGUUAACUGAAAUAAAUGAACUUUUGUUCCUUGUGUAGGGAAAUUCUACUUCUUUUCACAAUUUUUCCUUGUGACAAUUACACAGAGCCCGAUGUUCCCCAAAUAUGACAAAGGGACAGCUUUGAAAAGAUUUAAGUGUUUAAUGGAUUGCUUUAUUUACAGAUGAAGUUCAGACCUCACGUUAUUUUAUUUUAAUCACCCAGACCAAUCUUCUCUCUGAGUUUUUCUUCAUCCCAGUUCCUGGACACCAGAUAGAUGCCUAUUGCUGGAGAACAAAGAGCACUUGAUUUUUGGAAUGUAACUUUGGACUUGUAACAAUGUCCUUCUCUUACAGUAAAGGAGCAAGUUGUUUGGACAGCUAAGAGAAUGUAGUAAAUGUUUUACUAGUGAGUUGGGUAUUUCCAGUGCCUCAAUGUACAAUUCAGCAACAGUUACAAUUAAUAUUGGAUAUUGUAAACUUUCUUUUAUUUAGGUCCCAAAUACCUGAGAGACUAGUUUCACCUUCCUCAAACAUUUGGGAGGAGAUCCAGCCCAGGAGAGGACCUUCUUUGUGGCAGGCUGCUAAACUGCAGAUGUCUCUCCCCACAGAGAUGCUCCCGGCACCUUCAUUGCAGAGUUUCCAUUAUAUGUUGAAGAUUCACCCUUUCACCAUACCACUGACACCUACAAUAUGAUUUUUGGACCCUCCCUCUCAAACGAUAAUGAUACUAAUUUCCCCCUUUGUUUGUAUCUCCUCCCCCACCACCUUCCCCUCACUAGAAACUUUAACCCAUGCAGUGGGGAAUCCAACACAUCAAGUGAAGGGAAUACAGGGAGGAUCAGUCUUGUUUUCUGCCAAUGUAUCUCAAGGAUUAACAGUGGAGAAAAUGGAAUGGGACUUCCGCCCACAAAGGCGUGGCCUGGGCUAUUGGCUGGGGCAAUUCAGUCAUGGGAAACUGGAGCACCAAAGUCCCACUGGCCGGUUUGGACAACGACUAGACAUGGUGGGCGAGGCAACCUUAAAGCUCAAAAACCUGGAGUUGGAUGAUACUGGAAUCUACAAUACUCGCAUCUGGUUUACUAAGGCACAUUUUCAAGAAAAGCGUUUCAGCCUCACUGUUUAUGGUAAGUUAUUGCUUUCACUGUUUGGCUCAUGGAAUAGGAUCAGCACCAUUUUGCAACAUUAGCACUGGGAGAGGUGGGACCCAAAAUUUAUGCUGUUUUCAUUUGUGUUCCACAGAGCCAGUGCCAACACCACAGAUAGACCAUCAAGUGGAAUCCAAGACUCCAGGUGGAUGCAAUGUGACCUUGCGAUGCCACACACCUGGAAGGGUAGAUCUCAGUAUCUCCUGGGAAACAGGGGGUCCACACAGGGCCUUAGGAAAGAGUGUGAAUCAGUACCAGGUUUCUGAAAAUGGCCAAGAGCUCCAUAUCUCCUUCUGGAACAGUUCUUUGGACUCCAAAUUCACCUGUCUGGUUACAAAUCCUGUUGAUCAAAAGAGAGCCUCCUUUGACUUGCUCAACAUCUGCCAGAGUGAUGAAGGUGAGCAAUAUAUCCUUUCCUUCAUUAUGCAGAGGAGGUCUUUGUGGUGGCGAAAAGGCAGGCUAGCCCUUAACAUGAGGGGUUUGGGGAGAUGUGUUUGUAUUAAUAAAUGCUGCUUUUUGAGUGCUUGUGAGCAGAAAUGGAGCAUACACAGAGCUCCUUGAAGACUGAUCUGAUCCUGUGAAUUGCUGCUGCUGCCCCCAUCUUCACCUUUUCCUGCCUUAAGAAAUGGAUUCAGAGCAGGAAAGUGUUUCCGACAGGCAUUCACAGCCCAAAUCAUUGCAAUACAAAGGGGAAAGAUUAGAAACACUUGCUUAUCUCUUGCUAUUUAUUCUACUGCUCUCAGCCAGGUGUGAGCAUGAGGCUCUGAGUCUUGGGAUCAUGGGAUCAAGCCACAUCUUGGGCCAAAGAUUCCUGCAACGCAGAGGGAUGGACUAGAUGACUCUAGUUGUCCCUUCCAACUCUACAAUUCUAUGAUUCUGUGAGACGCAUUCUGGCAAUUGUUAUUAGAGUAUGUUUUGAGAAACUCUUAUUGUUCAUUGUGUGGGAUAUAAAGCUGUCAGUCAAGGCCAACAUUCCAAGAGUCCUAACUGCCUCUGGGUGGCAGGCAGUUUUGUCACUUGGUUGGUCAGUUGCUGCUAGGAGUGUUAACUGGUAACUGCUUGGAUGCAGUCUUCUCAUGGCUCACUCCAAUCUAGUAUAUAGUUUAUCUGUUAUGUAACCUAAGCCUGCCUUCAGGAACAACUCUGUAUACCUGAAUGAAUCUGAAAGUAAAGUAGUCUAUGUUAAUAUGAUUCAGAUUCAUGUGUGUUUUCUUUAAGAGGGACAGAAAGGGAUUAGCAACCAGGAAGGUAUAAUUAUUGAUAGGACUCAAACAAGUUAGCAACCUGCAUAAACUCAGACAAGGGAUCCUUUAUACUCUGCUAAAUAAUAUAAACAUUCCCACACAUUGUAGGUGGACAGUUUGGACCCUCGAGUUGGAGACCAUGGCUUCUCCCUUCCCUCAUAUUUCUUAUGGUGAUGGUGAUGCUGAUGGUGAUGGUGAAGGUGAAUUGGAUGCACUGGAAGAUCGGAUUGGAAAGGCAUAGAAGAGGUAGGACCAUCUCUAUUGAUCUUCCCAUCUCUCCUGAGAUGGGGACUUCCUGCCAAAUAUACCUCUACCUUUCUUCUGCUUAUCCUGAGAGGCAGAGACUGGUCAGUGCCAUGGACUCAAUAAUGUGUCUCAUUUCGCACUCCACAGAUAUUCACUCUGAUGCGAGAGAAAGAGAAGAGUAUCCAGAGCUCAGGUGCCACAGAAUAUUGUCGGUGAUGAUGAGGUGCGAUGAUUGGUGUGCAAAGUAAUGAUGGGGUGAUUGUUUUUAUCUACCAAUGAAAUCAUCUGAUACAUUUGGGAGGCAUUUAUAACAUUUGGGAGGCCUCUUCUUUCCCUGCAUGCCCACCAGCUGCGCCCCGCCAACUAUAUGGCGGGCAUUCAGCUUCCUUCCCAAGCCUCUGCAGGAGGAGAGCGAUCCUCACAGAGCUCCCAAGCCUUUGCAUCUGCUAAAGACGGCCCUGAUCCCAGUUGUUGUCCUCCUGCUUCCUGGCAAAAGGCAGUGUGCAGACUUUCCAGGCUGCCUUCCUGGGUGCCCCAACACUGGAGUGCAUGUCCACCAGCACGUUUUGCUGCUUGAUCGCUGCCAGCAUGCCAGGGAUCAGGGCGGUGGGGGAGACAGAGGAUAUUUUCCACCGCCCCCUCCCUUGUUUUGGAGUUGCCAGGGGGGGUGACAGAGGGAUCUUUGCACCACGGCGCCUGAUAUGCUUAAGACGGCCCUGAGGCAGCACGCCAGAGCGAGAGAGGCUUAUCUCCCUCUCACUGUGUGUAAGACUCCCAUUUCUACUCCUCUCAGCUUCUCCUCCCUCCUCUUCAGAUCCUCGCUGUCUUUCAAAAUGGGAAUGUCCCUGACAUUUUCAUUGAGACCAAUAAUUGUUAUUUGGAUUGAAAAAAACAAAAACAGGCCAGUGACCCAAAAAGACUUAACCAAUUGAUUAUGGCACAAGGGGAGGCAGGCAGCUUGUGCCAAGAGCCUGUUCCCAUCAGUGGAACAUCCAUGCCCGGUUAAAGUGAACAGAAUUGAACCCACCGCUCUCCUAAUAGUGAAUGAAGAAUUCAGGCCUCUGGCUGCAGGGCUCUGCUGCCCACAUCCUUCCCCCAGUGAACCCAACAGGAUUGCGCUCUUCCCUCACCAGCUGUUCUGGACUCUUCCCAAAAUACUAAUUUUAUCAUUGAUAAUAACUGAGUGCUGGAGAGUGGAAAUGACAUACUUUUGUCAAUUCAAAAUGGGCAAUUACACCCGCUCCCUUAUGGACUUAGUUAUGGCAAGUUCUCCAGGAGGCCGUGGAACUAGAAAGCUAGCCCUAAAGCUGGAACAGAGGUGCAGGGAAGAUGCUUUUAGGCAAAUUGGUAUCCCUUCUUGGAGAACUCUGGACUUGGACAGGACUUUAAUUUUCUUCAGGGUUCAGGUGGGCCCAAAUGCCCAGAAAUUCUUUUAGAAGUUGCAUCCCCAGAGUUCCUCCUGACAUAUUUUCUCUCCAAUGCAGAUUGAACACUGAAUCCCACAGACCAACCCUGCAGGUUGACUCAGAGAAGGAGGAAUUCUCAAGCUGUUCCACGCUAUCCAGAAAAUGCUUUCCUUCUCUCACUUCUUGUACAGUCUCAGAAACAGAGCCCUCAGAGAUUGAAGAUUGCAUGAGAGGUCAGGCACAUCUCCAGGAGCCCCUGCUGAGGAAUUCACUGAGGGUCCCUCAGGAGAAAGACCCAUUGCUGAUCUCUCAAUGCUGCCAGUUGAGCCAGAACUACAGCCUACCCAGCAGCCUUCAACACUGGCCCCAAAGGUCUUGUGACCAGGACAAAGAGCAACAUACCAAAACUUAUCCUGCGACUAUAGUUGGGGUCUCCUUGAAUGCAAGGAGUCCCAGAAAUGCCUUCAUCACCAGUCGCAAACAGAGUAUAUAAGACAAUCCUCUUGAGCUUUACUGUUGCUGGAAACAGCACAGGUCUCUGGCUUCUUCAACCUAGGUGCCUUGCCUUGCCUUCCCUCUCUUUUCCUACUGAGCUUGGACUCCUUCCAUGUAGACUGAAGGUGUAAAUGGGUGAAUAAACCCUAUUUCUUAAAGCUACAGCAGCCUCUGCUGUGUCUUCCAUUCUCCAAAGGAACACAGACCCUCUUUGGGUGCCUGGGAUCCCAUGUACUCUUGCCUCAACUGGGUACUGGACUUUUGCAACAAUACAUUGGACUGGAGCACAAGGUUGUUUUCACUCAUUUUGGGUGACGUGAGGAUAUUUAUAGUAAGAGUAAUAAAAAGAAAUAGUUAUUUAGGGGAAUUGCAUUUAAUUCUAAAUUAUAUUCCGGAAACGUGGAAGAAUUCAAGGGGUUAAAAAAAAUUGAUGUACCGUGCUAUAUUAGAAGCAAAAUAACUUGUUUUGAUGAAUCGGAAGAACCGCAAAAAGAUUCCAUUGAGCACAUGGAUUGAUAAUGUGGACAGAUUAGCUACAUACGAACGAAUUAAGCAAUAAGUCAGAUAGCAGUGGGAAGUGGAGGGAGGAGAGGGAGGUGGGAAAAUAAUGUUAAAAAUGUGUAGUCAUAGGUAUAUCUUUGUAUUCAAAUCUGAUUGUCAGAUUGUGUUAUUAUUGUUAAUAUGUUUUUUGUUGCAUGUGUCUUUUGCGUUGUUGUUUGUAUCGAAAAAACGUUUAAAUAAUCUUUUCCAGAAAAGGUUGUUUUCACUCUACUCCCUGGCAAAACAAAGAGAUUUUCUUUUGGGAAGGAGACAUAUUUUCCCUACCAGGGAGACUAAAAAGGAGCGAGGCAAAUAUUUAACAGCAGCAGAGUGAGGGUGCUUGUCUGGUGUCAAUAAGCAGGGAGUUCCAAAGAGUAGUGCUGCCAACACUGAAAGAUUGAUCCCUUGGAAGUGCAAAGCAAACAUUGUGACAUUUAUACAUGAGCCAGUUCUUCUUGCUCUUUGGUUCCAUCUUUGUUUUGUUCUUUCUUUGCUUCUUCUCCUUACCCAUUAUCUGACUGUAGGAUGUGGUUGUGGUCUCCGAUGAGGGAGGAGAGGGAGAGUUUGUGAGAAGCUUGAACGUGUAUUUUGUCUUAAAGCAGAGACGUUCUCCAGGUGUCAUGUUUCAAAAGGAGAGAGAUUUUGUUUUAUUUUCACUAAUGUUUGCAUUGCUUUGUGCACUUUAUGAUUGAUGCAUACAAAACAUUCAUGCACUGAUGUGCACACGUUUUCCCAGUACAUGCAUGUUUGUACAUAUUAAUCACUGGCGAACAGCAAAGCAAAAUUCAGACCAGUGUGGAUUUCAUCUGCCAUGAAUGGUUUAGCUAAGAUUCCUACAUUGAAGGGGGUUGGACUAGAUGCCCUUGGGAGCCCUUCCAACUCUACCAUUCUAUGAGUCAAACAAUAUGCUAAAAGAAUCAGGGGUUACUGAACACAGAUACAGAACUAGUAAUGCCUCAUGUUGUCAUAGCGUAAAAGAGAAGACCUGCAACCGAAAUUUCCAAAUUUCUGUGUGGGCACCUGGUGCGCAUUUCUCAUUUUUAGCUCACAGUUUUCUUGGCCUGCAUGACUAUCAAUUACUUCGCACUAUUUCCCUCUUAGAGGGAGCUUUGGGGAGAAACUGCAAUUCUCCUCCUCCCCCACAUUCCACAUCCAGAAACACACUUCCGCAGAGAAGCAAACGCUUUUGUGCAGUCGUUUCCUCUUCAGAAUGUUGCUGUACUUUGCCCUGGGUAAGUCGCCCUCUGUUUGUCCUGAGGAGCAAUAAGACCUGUGGCACAGCAGCUGUGGAAGAGACUGAGCAUUGCUGUCCUCCUCAACAUUUGCCUACUGCAGUUGCCAGACUCCUCUGGAGAAGGAUAUGGGAGCCAGCUGUAUGCCAUCUUCCCCUCCUCUCUGAACUGUAUUUAAGUCAGGCUGCUUGGAGAGUAGCCAUACCAGUGCCAGAAACUUCAUUGUCCGUUAAUUCUUGUAUUGUUUUGUAUCCAUGUACUUAAUCCUCCAUUUUUUUGUGGGGUGGGGGCAGUAAUAUUGAUUUUAUUCUGUGUUUGCCAAAUUGUUUAUUUCUGUCAUGUUUUUAAAAUUUGCUGUCAUAUUCUGUAUUUUGUACAUUUGUAUUUCCAGUGUUCUAUUGUUGUUUUUAUGAUUUGAAUGUUUGCUGUCAGCCACUUUGGGCACAGCUCAUUGAGGAACAGAUGCAUGUAAAUAAACUCAAUCAAUACCAAUCAAGAGGACAGUAACUGAAACAGCUGAUCUUGGUUACCAGCACCCAGUUCCUGGAGAGGGUGGGGCAAUGACAGAAAUCUUUGUUACUGAGCUCAGUUUGUAGGACAAUCUGCCUGACUGAAAGGUACAAGAGUAAAAGGUACUAAGGAGGAGGCAGUGCCAGGGCUCGUUGAAAGUGAAAAAGAAGACAGGUGGGGACUGGCUAAGGUAUGGUUACCAGACGUCCCCAUUUCCCAGAAACAGCCCCCUGAAUUACAAAUCUUUCCCCGGACAAAAUCUGUCCCCAGAAUGUCCCCAGAUUUCAUUUAAUGGAUUUAUAUUUUAAUUGUUGUAGAUUUAUUCGUAGGGAAUGAAUGUUGGGUGAUUGAUUCAAUGGCACAAGACAAAGCAUAUGGGGACUUCUGGCAAGGCAAAAUGGCGGGCGCCACAGCAGCGAGGAGCUCCUGAAGCCAGCCAGAGCCAACUGCGCUACCAGGCUGGCUCUGGGCUGCUGAGACUGCCACCACCUCCGAGGGGGAAUCAGGGAUCACCGGUGGAUCAACUGGGAGAACAACUGACAUGCACACACACCCUACAACCCAAAUUGAGCCAGGAGCGAGAGUGCCUGGCCACCCAGCCAACUACCCAGCGGUGCUCUGGGGCCAGGAAAAACCCAGAGCCGAUGCAGGGAGAAGGAGGAGAGUAGAAGAAGGAAGAGAGAGGAAGAGGAAGGAGGAAAAAAAGAGGGGAGCCCUGACCUUGCUGCACCGCUACUGCCGCCGCCACUAGGGAGGAGAGAUAGGAGAGCACUGGGAGGGCAAGGACACAUGGCUGAGCACAGGUCUGACCUGAGCCGACUCCAUGGCGGCUAGCGCUCCAAGAGAGCAGGCCAGGGCCCAGAGGAACACCGCACAACAGAGGAGACCACAGAAGAGAAGGUAUUACUUUAAAAAAAAAAAAAAAAUAUCACUUUUUUUUUCUCUUUUCAAGAAAAAAAAGUGUCCCUAGAUUCUUACAAAAAAACCCUGGUAACUUUAGGCUAAGGACGGGCUGAAGCUGGCAAAGGCAGUGCCCCACUCAUCCUUAGGGAACAGUCUCUACUGCUGCUGUUGUAGUUGCUGCUGCACAUUUGCAACUGUUUCUCUCCUUUGCAAGGGUUUUUCAAGACUCUGAAAGAUUGGUGGUCUCCAGAUGUGGGUGAGAAUCAAACACCUGUUCUAAACAUAAACAUUUAACAGGCACACAGGAAGGUGUUUAACAACAAAGAAGCUCUCACCCUGAGCUCACACACUCUUUCUCCUCCUCCGCUGAUCCUUCCUGGUUUAUAAGGGGAGGACGAAAGAGCAGGGAAAGGAGGAGUCAGAAAAAAGGAGGAGAAGCACAGUUUUGCCUGGAUGAGAAGGGGAGGGAGAGCGAGCACAGACAGCCUUGCUGGUUUGAAGAGGAGGAUCUGAUUUGCUGGGAAGCGAGAGGAAGGAAGUAGCCGACCGUUGUGUUCGCAAGUUCAUGACUCUUGCUGAUAAAACUCUGUAGUAGGGCAAUGCUUAUAAGAUGGAUGAUCAGGCUUAUUUUAGAGCAUCUAUCCUGUGCAGAAAAAUGAAGUUGUUCUCCUCAUGGUGGUGAAACAGAUGCCUCAAUGGGAAAUCCACAGGCAGGACCUGAGCUCAACAGCAGCAAGUCUCCCCAUCUGUGAGUCCCAGAAACAGUCUGGUGCCUCACUGUCUCUCAUGGCUCUCUGCACCUCUGGAGAGAUACAAUGGUGGACUUUUCUCGCAGAAGACCUCUUCUUCAGACUAUUGCUGUACUCUUCCUUGGGUAAGGACUUCACUGCUUUCUCUCUCAAAAACAAAACAAAAACAAAAAUAAAGAAACCCCACCUAAAUGCAUGGAGGGGCACUGUGAGUUUGAUUUGUCAUGAAGGGGAAAAUUAUUGACAAUAUUGGUUACUAGCACUCAGGGUCUCCUCUCCCCUGCUGGAACCUCCCCCUGGCUUCAAAGGAAGCUCCAACAGAACGCUUUUGAGAGUUUAAUCGUGUGUGUAUUAUUUGUUACUGAGCUGAACUUGAGGGGGACAAUCUGCGUGUAUGAUGAAGGUGUGCAGUGGAGCGAAAUAAAAGCACAGGAUAUGAUGACUGCAAGUCGACCUCGUCUCUAGGGCAGAAAUGUUUUCCUGCAGGAUUUUGUCAGUCAUUAACUAAUACAAAAUAAAGGUCAGUUAAGAGCAAGCAGUGAAUUAGAGGAGCCAACCAAUGAGCAGGAAAAGGCGACUGGGGAUCUUGGUGGAACAGAGUCAGUUGCUUCUCUGAACUCUGUAUAAACUUAUCUCGGUUUCACGAAAAAUUGUGCAUAAUUAUUUUUUCCUGAAACACACAUGCAUGUGGAUUUUAUAUUGCUGCUUAGAAUAAUUUUUCACUGGGUUAGAGCUUUCUGUGUUGAGUUUUCAACAGACAUUUUGCACAUCUCUGAUUCUGCCUUGAGACUUUAUUACAACCAAGCAGUAUACAAAUCUUGUUAACUGAAAUAAAUGAACUUUUGUUCCUUGUGUAGGGAAAUUCUACUUCUUUUCAGAAUUUUUCCUUGUGACAAUUACACAGAGCCCAAUGUUCCCCAAAAUAUGACAAAGGGACAGCUUUGAAAAGAUUUAAGUGUUUAAUGGAUUGCUUUAUUUACAGAUGAAGUUCAGACCUCACGUUAUUUUAUUUUAAUCACCCAGACCAAUCUUCUCUCUGAGUUUUUCUUCAUCCCAGUUCCUGGACACCAGAUAGAUGCCUAUUGCUGGAGAACACAGAGCACUUGAUUUUUGGAAUGUAACUUUGCACUUGUAACAAUGUCCUUCUCUUACAGUAAAGGACCAAGUUGUUGGGACAGCUAAGAGAAUGUAGUAAAUGUUUUACUAGUGAGUUGGGUAUUUCCAGUGCCUCAAUGUACAAUUCAGCAACAGUUACAAUUAAUAUUGGAUAUUGUAAACUUUCUUUUAUUUAGGUCCCAAAUACCUGAGAGACUAGUUUCACCUUCCUCAAACAUUUGGGAGGAGAGUCAGCCCAGGAGAGGACCUUCUUUGUGGCAGGCGGCUAACCUGCAGAUGUCCCUCUCCACAGAGAUGCUCCUGCACCUUCAUUGCAGAGUUUCCAUUAUAUGUGGAAGAUUCACCCUUUCACCAUACCACUGACACCUGCAAUAUCAUUUUUAGGCCCCUUCCUAUUACGUUUUAAUGCUGCAUUUUAAAUUGUUGUCACCUCCUCUGGGACCUCAUGAUGGAAGAUGGAUAAGGAGCUCAAAACAAUAAUGAUACUAAUUUCCCCCUUUGUUUGUAUCUCCUCCCCUACCACCCUCCCCUCACUAGAAACUUUAAGGCAUGUAGUGGGGAGUCCAAACCAUCAGCUGAAGGGAAUGCUGGGAGGAUCAGUCUUGUUUCCUGCCAAUGUAUCUCAAGGAAUAACAGUGGAGAAAAUGGAAUGGGACUUUUACCCCCAAAGUGGUAGCCUGGGCUUUUGGCUGGGGGAAUUCAGUCAUGGGAAACUGGAGCAACAAAGUCCCUCCGACCGGUUUGGACAACGGCUAGACAUGGUGGACGAGACAACACUGAGGAUCAAAGACCUGGAGUUGGAUGACAGUGGGAUCUACAAUGCUCGCGUCUGGUUUACUAAGUCACAGUUUCAAGAACAGAGUUUCAGCCUCACAGUUUAUGGUACGUUAUUGCACUUCAAGGCCCCCAGGAUCCCACCCCCUUGAAAUAACUUCACACUGACACUUAUUUUAGCUUUUGGGCAAAUUUUGGCCGCAACUUUAUUCAAUUCAACCAUGUGAGCGGUAUUGGCUUAGGCAUUGGCUCCAAACUAUAGCUGACUCCACCUUUCUGAUUGGUAGUCUAAAAGGGUAAACCAAACGAGGGAGCGACAUCGAUGAAGAGCAACUGAAGCUCACCCCAGGGUUCCUGGGGUCCUGGCAUGGCCCUAGCCCCCCAAGCAGACUUUGGACAGGAUCCAAAUACCCUGUUCCUGGAGGGGCAGGUGAUGGCCGCACCUCCCCUCCCCACAUUUCAAUGAGCCAAUGCCUAACCGCCGCCUUGCAAGUUGUGACGAUUGCUGAGGGGGUAGGCGAAAACCAAGUGGCUAUAGCCAAUGUGCCAAAUGGAAAAAUUCCUACCCAACCCCUGUUCCAAAACAGGUGACCCAAACCAAAGCAAGGCCAAAGUGACACUGCCUAACACAAGGGAGCGAGGGCGGGUGUUCGGAAACGCAAAGCAAGUGCCCCCAAUUACAUCAUGCUGUCAUUCUUAACAGCCCCUGGGAUCAUGCCACCUCCAGGCGAUUGGCCCAGUCAGCCUGGCAUGAUCCCAGGGCUAUGGCUAGGGCUUGGGUUACACCUCUCCAACUAAAUUAACCCUUGGUGUGCCUUGAGUGCCCGUGCACAACCAGGACCCUCAAUUAGGAGGAUCCCAUUUGCUUUCACCGUUUGGCUCAUGGAAUGGGAUCAGCACCAUUUCCCUACAAAGGUACUGGGAGGGGUGGGACAAAACCCUUGUGCUGAUUUCAUUUGUGUUUCACAGAGCCAGUGCCAGCACCACAGAUACACUUUCAGGAAGUCUCCCAGACUUCGGAGGGAUGCAAUGUGACCCUGCAGUGCCAGGCACCUGGAAAGGAAGAGUUCAGUAUCUCAUGGAAAGAGGGAAUCCGCCCAGGGCAUUAGGAAACAGCGUGUAUGAGUAUCAGCUUUCUGACAAUGGAAGGAAUCUCCGUGUUUCCUGGCGAAAAGACUCUUCGGACUCGGCAUUCACCUGCCUGCUUACUAAUUCAGUUGACCAAAAGAAUGCCUCCUUUGACUUGCUCAAAAUUUGCCCAGGUGAUGAUGGUGAGCAAGUGUGACCUAGUCAGUGUAUGGAGGAAUAGCUGCUUUUAAGUGGGAUAGUUCAGCUGGUAGAGCAUGAGACUCUUAAUCUCAGGGUUGUAGCUUUGAGCCCCAUGUUGGACCAAAGCUUCCUGCAUUGCAGGGGGUGGGACUAAACGACCCUCGUAGUCCCCUCCACCUCUACAAUUCUGUGAUUUGUAGAAAUGGUUGAGUUGCGUUUUGCUUCCUGGGUAUGUGAUCUUCUGAAUCUCUGUGUUUUACCUUAUUUUAUCAUAAACGAAUUGGGCAAUUGUUGGUUGCAAUACAGUUUGUAAAUGAAAAAUAAAAAUAAAACGAUAGGGGGAAAUGAAAUGCAAACCGAAAUGAUGGACCUAAACUCUGUGACAAAGAAAUCCAAUAAAGUCAAUACAAAUGGAACAGACUGGCACAUUUGCUUAGCCUUCCAAGUCAUGCAGGAAGGUCACUUUGGUGGUUGUUAUUCGAGAAUAUUUCAAGAGACUCUCUUUACACAUUGCAGGUGCACAGGUCGGACGCCAGAGACAUCACAUUAUCUUCACUGCAGUUGUCAUGUUGCUGAUCAUCAUGGUGGUGCCAGUGAAGUGGAUGUGGAUGAGGAGGAAGCGUAAAUCCAAAAAGAAGGAAAGAGGUAGGGCCAUCUCUUUCAGUCUGGUUCCUGCCUCACCUGGGAUGGAGGCUGCUUGUCAAAUACACCUUUACUUUACUUUUGCUUAUUUUGAGAGGCAGAAGUGGGUCCAUGCCAUGGAAUAAAUAAUAUGUCUCUUCAGAUAUUCACUCAUUGAUACUAGAGGACUUAGAGAGCUCUUCUGCACACCGGAACUCAGCAAGAAAUCCACAACAAGAUGGUGAUAAUCAGGUGAGAUGAGCUCGUGAAGUGGUGAAGGGAUGAUGGUUCAAUCUAAUAAUUAUACACACAAAACAGAUUACCAGCAGGCAAGAAGACUAAGCCACAGCUACCGCUCUCCAUUACCCAACUCACUGAUCAACAGGUUGGUUGGUUGGUUGGUUGGUUGGUUGGUUGGUUGGUUGACUGAUUGAUUGAUUUAAAUUUAUAUCCUGCCCAUCUGGCUGGGUUUCCUCAGCCACUCUGGGUGACUUACAACAUAUACAAAAACCCAACAAAGCAUCAAAUAUUGGGGGGAAAUCCUAUACAAGCAACCAACAAACCAAUAAAUCAAUAGAAACCACCACCAACAACAAUAAUAACCAACAGUUUGCAGUUACAGUGGUACCUCGGGCUACAGAUGCUUCAGGUUACAUACGCUUCAGGUUACAGACUCCACUAACCCAGAAAUAGUACCUCGGGUUAAGAACUUUGCUUCAGGAUGAGAACAGAAAUCACAUGGCGGUGGCAGCGGGAGGCCCCAUUAGCUAAAGUGGUACCUCAGGUUAAGAAUACUUUCAGGUUAAGAGCGGACCUCCAGAAUGAAUUAAGUUCUUAACCCGAGGUACCACUGUAUACCCAAAUUAAAGUAACUGCCACCUCCAACUAAACAUUUAACCAACACCAACCCAACACAAAUGAAACAGAGGAACCAAAAUUAGAACCGUUUAGAACAUUUUAGAACAUUUUAGCCAGUUGCCCCAAUCCAAGAAUUGUUCCAGCAAUGUCCCAGUGGCCUCCCAGGACCCUCUUUUAGCUGUUCAAGGUGAGUCUGGGCCCCAUUCCCUAGGCCAGGGGGAAAUGGGAAAUUUAUUAUGGCAUAAGGCAGGGGUAGGCAACCUAAGGCCCAGGGACCGGAUCUGGCCCAAUCGCCUUCUCAAUCCGGCCCGCAGACGGUCCGGGAAUCAGCAUGUUUUUACAUGAGUAGAAUGUGUGCUUUUAUUUAAAAUGCAUCUCUGGGUUAUUUAUAGGGCAUAGGAAUCCGUUCAUUUUUUUCUUCAAAAUAUAGUCCGGUCCCCCACAUGCUCUGAGGGACGGUGGACUGGCCCAUGGCUGAAAAAGGUUGCUGACCCCUGGCGUAAGGCAUUAUAAUGACAUUUCACCUGUAUUAUGGCAUAGGUUUUUGUGAACAAGAAUCCAGUUCAUAUAAUUCAUGAAGGAGAGGGAGGCAGCCUCUGAAAAGAGCCAGUUCCCAUCAGGGGAACAUGCAUGCACAGUCAAACUGAGCAGGAUUAAACCCUUCUCUCGCCCACUGAUGAGCAGAGCAUUUGAUCCUUCUGGCUGCAGGAUUCUGCUUCUUCACAGCGAAAGGUGCAUAUAGAACAGUUUCCAACAGGAUUGCAGUCUCCACUCAGCAGCUACUCUGGGUGCCUUCUAAAAUGCUAAUUGUAUCAUCAAUUCCAACUGGAAUAUGAAACAACAAGUGAGACAUGGACCUUGACUUUAAAAAUGUCACUGCCAGCAGAUGCAAACUGCCUCCUUUUGUCUGCUAAAAAUGGACAACUACACCCCAACUUAGCGUGAGUGAUCCAGGAACCUGUACAACCAAAUGCUAACCCAAAAUGAGUGGAAAUAUUGUAUAGAGAAGGUGUCUGUGAUCUUUCUUAGGGCACCAUUGGGCUUUGCCAGAACCCCUUUCUUCCCCAAGUUUAUUUAGGUGGGUACAAAUCCUCAGUGACAUUUUAAAGUAGCUGCAUCUGAAUCUCUCCUGUCAUGUUCUAUAGCUGAUUCUGGUUCUCUCUGCUCCUGCAGGUUUUCUGGGACAGAACGGAAGUUUCAACGAGUUCCCCACCACCCUGGAAAUCCUGUCCUUCUGUCUGUUCUGACUCUGUAUCAGACCCAGAAUCUUCAGGGAAUGAAGCCAAGGACCUGGAGGAGAAGGCACCCCUCUUGAAGACGGUGCUAGAGAUCCCAUUAAGGGACCAUCAGGGGAGAGAACCACCAAAGACCCCUCCUGGCCAUCAGUACUGGCGGAACCAUACAUACCCCAACACAAAACAGUGCCGGCAACGGCGCCUGGAUUCCAUUGUUCAAUUAACUGGACAAGGGUCAAAGCUGCCAACUAAGUAUAUUAAUUAA